ACAGAGGGACUCACGCAGUCACUCACACACACACACACGGAGGCAGCGGCGCGUACAGACACACACACAGAGAGCAGAGAGGAGCAGCAGCAGCAGCAGCAGCGGCGGAGGAGCGGCGCGCUGAGGCCGGGCUGUGUUCAUGACCACUCGGAGCUGCGGACAUAUUUACAAGUUUCCAGCAGAAAAUCCGCCGACAUGGAGCGGGAAGUAUGGAUUUAAAGCGCGCAGGAGCUGAAAUGGGCGCAGUGCUGCUGCUGUGGAGCUGCCUGUUGUCCGCGGCGCACGGUACGUUCCUUUUUUUCUUACUACUCGGUCCUUUUAGAGCAGCACUGAGGGUUAAUAACCGAUAAAAACAUGGAAAUAACCGACAACAACAAGCAGAGAAGUGAGCGAAUCUCCGCUUGAGCUCCAGACUGAGCCGAGCGGAGCGCAGCGCAGCGGGCUGUGAUUCCUCCUCUCAAAGUUCAGUUUUUAUGUCCCAAGGGUGCAACUACACAAUAGUGGCGGUGAAAGUGUGGAAGUCUGCAUUGUUCGAGUGUGUGGUGAUGAGAGGAGGCUAGAGCUGUGCGGUUAUUUAACCACCCGGAGUGUUGCUGCUCCUCCGGUGCAAUUUUUUGUAGUUUGUGUGCGUCGGAGCAGAAGUGAAGUUUGGAGCAGCUCGGGUCUGAGGGGCCUCGGCUGCUCCAGCCAUUCCUGCUCGGUGUCGGGUGUCAGGCUGACUUUCUGCUCUCGGAGGGGAACUCAAGUCAGAUUUUGGUGUUUAUUGAGGGGGUAAAAACGCUGCCGGACACUCAGAGAGUAGGUUUAUGUCUCUAUUUUGAUGCUUUUCUCUUCCUUUCGGGUCAUUUGUGGUGGGAAUGUUUAAAGUGAGAGUGUGCAGUCAGAGGCGGAGCUUCGCCUCCUCUCAUAUGGAUGCAUGGAGGCAUUACAUCAGGGCCAACAGCUACACACUACCAGACUGCUCAUAUAUCUGCUGCUAAAUCUACAAAGUCCAGGCUCGGUUCAUGAUCGAGCAACCACCUGUAAACCUGAACUACUUAACUAAACUCUAAUCUAUCGACUUCAAACCUCAAAACCUGCUGAGGGGAGUCUGAAUAUUUCUCUUUAUCACUUUGAUUUCUUUGAGGUGGGUUCAAAAAACCUCUGCAAACUACAAAGUUAGGUCUAUAAGACAUUUGAUGCAUGUCAAGCUCAUUCAUAAAGCUUCAUUCACACAGAGAUUAAAAGUGAUUUAUAAAGAGAAUGUUUCGAACAUAAAACAUGCAACAGUAGAGAAAAAUAAGAUUUUCAGAUUGUAAAUAUUGUGUACUAAAAUGUGAGAUUAACAGAAGUAUAUUUGUAUUAGUUAAACUGAAGGAUUAUUGAGUUUAUGAUUUAGGUUAUUGAGUUUAUGAGUAAACAGCUAAAAAGAUUCAGCAUGUUUUAAAAAAGGUAAUCAACUGAGGAAGUCUUAGGUAGAAAGUUAUAAGUCAAGAGUGAAACUGCACAAAGUCAAAGCAAAAUAUGCAUUUUGAUUGACAAACAGCUCAAAUAUGAUGAAACUAAUAAAGCUGCACAGUUAAUCCAUGCAUGAGAAAAGACACAAUAUAAGAGCAUAAUGACAGCCUUUAAAGAGAGAUGUCAGGAUGAGUCAAAAUCUUGAGAACAGAGUUUACAGAGCGCUUUCCAUGAAACAACAACACAGUAAUGACAAAAUAGUGUAAAUAUUAAGUACUUUGAGAGAUAGACAAGAUUUAAAAUCACACACCGAUUCCAGAUUUAAAUAUGAAACUGAUUUUGUCAAUAAAGUCCCCAAGGGCUUUUUUUAAACCCUGCCCUCCAGAUGUGAAAAAAAACUGUUUUGUUUUCCUCACACUCAAACUAUAAAAUCACUCUGUUCUCAGGACUUCAAUUUUUUUUUUAUCAGUGAAAACAAAAAAAGAAAAAGAAAAACAGAAAAAGUGACGGACCAACAGUCCCUCGGUCAUUCUGGAUCCCAUCUUAUCCACACAAAGGUCUAAAUAACCAUGAAAUAUAAAAUGAGUACAGUAAAUAGAUAAAGUGGUUCUUAUCACUGAUUACUGUAGUAGAUUAAAGUCAUCUUACAGUGACUAUGUGAUCUUUAACAUUUAUUUAUAAUGAAGAGUCUGUUUUCAGUUUCAGUUUGAGACUCUUUAUUGAUUAUAAAGUCUAUUUUUAGGGCACCUGUCAUAUGAGAAAUGCAGUUUAGAGUGUUUUAUAAGAGGAGAAUUACAGACUGAAUAUAAAAAUGAACAACUAGAGCUGAUAAAGUGACAUGAUGGAAAAUAAAACAUGAUAAUAAUUGUCAGAAUAAGGUCAUAGCAGAUGGGGAAAAACAGAAAGCACAACACAAGGAAACAAACAACUCGAUUAAAAAGACGAUGAAAUUAAGAUGAAAAUAAAAUACCUGAUAACAAAGAAAAAACAGAAAAUGCAAUGUUGAAAAACAGGACAAGGUUUAAAAAGCUUGUAGUUUAGAGACGUUAUGAGGAGAAAGUUUUUAAUUUGCUUUUUUAAACUUAAUUAGGUUUGGUAAAAGUCGGUCUGUGUUCGGUCCUAGAUCUGACUGGAAAUUAAAAAUGACAAAAUUUGCCAAUUUGGUGUCCAGGAUAGGGAUGGGCGAUAUGGGCUAAAUUUAUCACGAUAAGAUUUGCCAUUCUGGUGAUAACGAUAAAAGUCCCGAUAAAAAAAUAUUUUAAUUCCAAUCUAUAUUUUUGACUCAUUUUGUCUUGAGAACACCAGUUGGAGUAGUCAAAUAAGAUACUCAACCCUAAGUUUGAGUGGUAGGUUAUUGAGAAAACUAAUGACAUCAAACAAGUUGAAAUUUGAAAACACUUUCACCACUUAUUUAAAACUCUGGUUGCACAGAGUGAACAACAUCAAAUCCACUGUCUGAUGUCAGACAUACUUGAUUGCAUUCAUCUAAGCCCCAAUCUUGAAGGAAAUCCCUCAUGUGGAGCCUCAUUCAGUAAUGAGCAGCUCAGAAACGUUUUCUUCACCAUCUUCAGCCAUGUUUGUUUGUUACUCGGCUCUGUGCGGGCUAUGGCUGUGAGUCAGUCUCUCGCGCUUACGUUAUCAACUUGCAUUUAUUGUAUUUAUCAUGAGAUGGCAAAUAUUUAUCAUGGAGGAUUUCUCUGAUGAUGUACGGUAAACGAAAAUUUAUUGCCCAUCCCUAGUCCAGGAGUCCUGUUUCUAUGGCUGUUAUAUUGUAAAAGGUAUCUGUAAUGUUUGAUUUUCAUUGAUAUCAUUGUGAAACUCAAGAUUCUGGCAUAUGGACGAUGAAUCAUCGACUGACAUCAGGUUUUAGGAUGAUGAUGAGGUAGCAGGUGGGAUGAUAGCCAAUACUUUGUGCUGACUUGUUGUCUUUUUCUCUAGUUUGUUGUAGCUAGGAGGAUAUCUGCAAACUUAAUCAGCAAAAUUCACGUUAACUUUGUGUUUUUACUCUAUAUAGACUCAUUCAUCUUUUUGCACAUUGAUUAGCUGGAUUAUCAGCAUCUAAACAUUAUACCACUAGGCUGAUAUCAGCGUCAUCUUGUCUCAACAGAACCAUGUUUGUCUUGUCCUAAAUCACAGCACAGCAAGUCCAAAACCUGGCUUGUGUUAAAUCUAAAUGCUGUUGUGUUGUAAUAAAUAACACAAGUUAUUAUAUUUAAUAUUAGACUAAUGCAGUUUAAUUUUUCUGCUGACAUGAAUAUCAGUCAUGAUAUUCCUCUGUUGUGAUAUUUUAUGGAGUCAAAAAUGUUUCUGACUACAUUAUUUAAUAAAAUCUUUGUUCAAAUUCAGCAAUUUAUCUUUCUCUUUUCUGUCUGACUAUCUGAAAUGACUAAAAUAGAAAAUACAGAGUUAAUUUAGGUUUUAAAAUAAAAACAAAGAAAGAAAGUCGCAAAUAAUGCUUUUACUCCAGUGCUUAUAUUAAUCUGAUAUUCAAGGUUUUCUCAGUCAGUAACCUGGUGUAGAUAAAAAUAUGUUGGGUUAUGCUUUGGAUUUUAGAUAAUGACAGAUAUUCACGUCUGAAGGAUUUUCAAAUGGCAUUAUUUGUAUGAAACACUUGACAGUCACUGUUGUAGAUUUGAAAAGUGUGAGUUAUAAUUCUGAGGAGAUUAUUGUGACAUUGGCUUUGUGGGCGCUGAUGUCUACCAAAUUCUUUCAAACUCUCUAAAUGAAUAAAAGCUUGUUGUUAUGUUUGAAAUCGAGUCAUAUUUAUGAACUAUUUAUUUACUUGUUUAUUUGACAAAUGUAUGAGACUAGCCCUGGCUUAUUUGAAGUUUAGGCGGUUAGGCAUCCGUCAUGAAGACAGAAAUGACAGAGUAUUAAGUUUGAAAUGUCAGAAGCAUUGAAAACAUACAAAAAGGUCACUUUAAUCGAUGAAAAAGAGCUUACUCCUCCAGACCAGACAGAAACACGAGCCUGAGUCCAUAACAGACAUUCACCAAACACAGUGCCACUGAUCUCUGCCACUCCUCAGGAGUCAAAGGUCAACAGCAGGAAUGGUUUACACAAGCACCGUAACACAACAGGACUGUAAAUAUUUACAACAGCAACUCUGAACUCAGCAGAACCCGGUCUGCAGGAGGGCGAGAGAUUCAUGUUCACGACACGCACAGCAAAUACACACAAACCACAACUGUUCACACACAAACUGUGAUGUUCAGGAUUAGGUACACAGUGUGUCUGUCAGAGUGGAAGAGUUCAGAGGCGACCAUGUACACACACUCCUCACACACUUCACACACACUCUGCAAAAUCACCAACUCUGUGUUAGUGCAACACAGGCAAACGCCGCAGCAGUGUGUGAGCACGUCAGAGAGAGAAAGAGCGAGUGUGUGUGUGUGUGUAAUCACUGUGCAAAUAACUUAAGCUUUGCAUUACACUCACUGUCAUGUUUAUUAUACAUAAAUCAAUGGGUGUAAGGUUAAUAAAAUGUCAUAAAAUUAUGAAAACUAUCAAUCAGUGCUUUGAAAGGUUGGGACAACAUUCAUAACAAAAUGCAGAGCCAAAAUCUCUUGAGACACGAGUAACUGGGAACUGAAACAAGCGCCUAAAAUUCUUUGUAUCUCAUGAAUAAAAUUUUUCAGGCCUUUGGAGCUGCUGGCUGGAAGGGACCUGGGUUGACCGCUCCACUUAUAACCCUUGUGUACGGGGCGCAUGUUUUGACAAUUGGGCCAGCAGCAGUGCCCUACAUAAGUUCUACUCCAAUCAGUUCAGUUCACUGUGUUUUAGUGCCCAGCAUCCCUCACUUCCUCAGUUUCACCUUUCUGUUGUCACUGCACCCCCGGAUAAAAUUAGUUAAUCUACAUUGAAGUUAUUACAUUAUGAGCCAGUAUUGAACUGUGAGCCAUUAUUACAUUAUGAGUUUUUACAGCCAUUCAGAGCAGUUCAAAACAGAUUUAACAAACAGGAACAAGAGUGGUGCAAGCAACAAUCAACACCAGAGACAGGGGCACUUGUGCUGCACUCAAAGCCAUCAGUAGAUGCAGGCCUCAAGGUCCUUUCACACCUUGUCGUGCAAAAAUUUCGUACGUCAAUAUUUUUUUUCCGACGUCAAUACAAGCGUUCACAUCUGUGAUAUUUUCCCGUCCUGCGAUAUUGUGGCAUUUAUUUUUUCGGAUCAUGGUCAACUUUUCUAAAGUUUUGCAUACUGUGUGUCCACCUCUGACCAAUCAGAUUGCGUGUUGCUGUGACAUCUGAUUCACCAGUAUAUCCAACAUGGCUGACUGGCUGAUAGUUUACGUGUCGGAGAAUAGAGUGCUUUUUGAUAAACAUUAUAAACAUAACGACCUGAAGGGUUGUGGAGAGUCAAAGCGUCGGAUCUCUCAUAUGACGAUGGUUUGUGUGCUUUAACAGUUUCCUAAACGUCUUUGUUUUAACUUUCAUAUGUGCUAACGUAAGCUAACGGUUGUUACCAUAGUUUCAUGUACUUAUCUUAUCGCCUCUGAUUGGCUAUAUGUGCUGGCCAUUUGGCUUGUGAACGUGUGAUGAUGUUUCCAGCUUUUCUAGCCAAUCAGAGGCAAAGGAGGCAGGACUUUCCCCAGGAAACGUCUUCUUCGGGAUGCGUCUUUCCCCCCCCGGAAAGUCGCAAAAUCGCAGCGGGCUUAAUGUGUAUAGUCAGACGCGUCAAAAUUCACCUCUCAAUAUUUCGUAAUUUCCCGUUCUAUAUUCGAGUGUUCCUUCUGUUUCAAGUGCAUUUUUAUGGCUUAGAUUUGCGAUCCAACAACUUUAUUUGCCUUUUUUUUUGCUGUGGCCUUUGUGGAGCUGUGCUCUCUGCUGGGGCGAUGUAUGAUCUAAUCUAUCUGUAUGAAACUGAGCCUGUUUCCAAGUGCAUGACUGUUAAAGAUUUUACUUGAGCAUCUCCUUCUCCAUCUGUGUGUCCUCUGUGAUGUCUGUGAGUUCAGCCCUGCAGUCUUCCGCCCUUAUUUGGACAUUAAAGGUGUGUGCUCCUGCAAAUAAAGAAAUACCAGCAAACAUGUCAAUCAUUAAUAUGAGAACACAGUUUGGAUGAAACUAGCAGAUGAAGAACUGAGUCAUAAACCAGGUGAAAGUUUAGAGAGAAGUGGAAAAUCAGACUUGUGGAGAUGAUGGUUGGUACGUUUCACUGCAGAUUCAGGAAGUGUUUUUUUAGUGACGUGACUGUUCUGGAUUUGUCUGGAUUUUAUGACCUGAAAAGUCAACUCAUGGGACUGUCAGUCAUCCACGGAGACGUCAGCUGGUUUUAGUUCCUGCAUUUUUCCGUAUCGGUUAUCAGUUACUGCAGAGGUGCUCCCAGUAACUGAGCAAAUAUCUAUUAGCCACUUCAGAUGUGUUGUAGCUGUAAAAGGACAUUUUUAUCCGUGCACUUAACUGAUGUUUUCUAAAAUCUGCGCUUAAGUUAUCAUUUCUUAUUUGAAAUGGCAAUACAGACCUAUGUCAUCAUGAAAUUGCUGUUCAUUUCGGUUCUUCAUGAUAUAUGUAUACACAGUUUGCUGCAGAAGAGCAUCUCUCUCCUCUCUUUGUGUGCAGCCUGGUGACAGUGAGUUACCAUGGUAACAGGACACGCUAUGGCCGUCACUCUCAGACUUUCUUUUAACUCUGAUUUGCUGCCAUAGAAUCUGAUUUAGAGGUGGAAUAAAGCUCUGGAAUAGGAUCCAAUCAGCUCUAUUACUUAUAACUAAACUAGAAUAAUUCCAGUCAUGUGACUCAAAACUGAGCUGUACAUUUAAAAGCUGCAGAUGUUUAAACUGUGCUGAAACGGUCAGUAAUUCACAGACAACUCAAAUUAAACACACUUGUCUUUGAUGUGACAUGAUGCCAGGUGAGCAAAUACAGAGGCUGAAGGUGGAAAAAUAUAUUAAAAACAGAGUGAAAACAACAGACAAUGAUGAAAAAUAGACCCAAAAAAAGCAGGAGAACCCCAGACCCUCACCCAUUUAUAUUUCUUGUGCUCGGGGGCUGUAGUUCAACUCAAUCAUCUCUUUAAUAAUACACAGAAAAGUUUCUCUGCGGUUAUAAAAUGAGGCAUUUGCAGCACCCUGCAUUUUUUUCAUGUUUUUCUGUCCUCUUCUAAUCACAAACCUGCUCCUGUGUCCUCGCUGAUGUCCUGUUUGUUUGACCCCCAGCAUCCCUCACUGCCUCCAUAUGAGGACAUUCAUGCUGUUUCUGCAGAACGUUUAACUAGCCAGAGGACAGCAUCUAAAAUUGAUGUUAAAUGGGACCACAAAGGGUUAUAUUUUGACGAGUUUAAUGACCAAUCCACCGUUUUUGAAUACUUUAGACUGAGGAAAAAAACUGUCCGACACAUGUAAACACUGUGGAAAUGUUUUGAUUCCUGCAAAAAUCUGCAAGGAUCUUUGAGUAUUUCUGUAGCUGCUGCACUCAUCAUCAUCAUCAGCCUGCACAGCUGUACAUUCACUGUACACCCCCCUGCAUUCACUGAAUUCAGUGACUAUAGUUCACCAAAGCUGCGUGUGAGUCUGUUGUUUUGUUUGCACGAAGGAACGCUCAGAAUCAACAAACCAGGGCGAGACCUGACAAGGCUGACUGACAAGAGAGCAGAGCCAGUGCUAAUGCUAAAGCUAAUCAGACCGCUGAAAACAAGCGUAUUCACUCUUCAGAUGAAGUUUAAACAAACCUGGAAAAAAACAUUUUCAAAUGUGAUUUGAGUCUGCAUGGAAAACUGACAUAUUUUACAGCCAUCAGUAAAUUUUAAGCACCUAUUUUGUUAUUUGUACAGAGAAAGCGUAAAGCUGAGAACUGAGAUGCAGCAGAACGAAGCCUCUUUGGCUGCAGGUGAAGAAAAGACGGGAGUUUGAAAGUGGAGGUCAGGAGAAGAGAUUUGGUGACAGUGCUGAGGAGGAAUGUAAGGAAGAGAUUGAUAUCUUUUCCUGUUUGUGUUGCACUGGUGUGAAACUGCAGAGCGGUGCUGUGCUGUUUGAAUUUCAUACAAACCCAACAGAGUCAGAGGAAAUGGGAGGAUGGAGGAAUGAGAGGAAAAAAAAACUGCAGGGAGAAAAAAAGAAAGAAGAAAGAGGAGAAGCAGAGGUAAAAAGAAAGACUCAAGGGUUUGCAUGCAGUCAGCAAAAAUGUGGGAUUUAGUUCAAUGUUGUCAAGUCUCAAAAUGCUCAGUAUGUACAGAAAACUGGCCUGUUCCGAUUUUCAGAACAUAAAACUGUACAUUUUUAGAGUGAGUAAAUCUUAGGACCGUUGAUUUAAUAGAGUUGGAGCGUAAUUUUGACCAGUGUGUGAGGGCGAGCAGCCAGAGGGAGUUUGAAGUUAAAGCCAGGUAAUAAAUAACUGUUUUCUGUUGUUUUUUCUUCAAUCUUUAUCUGAAAAAGAAAAUACUCCAGACCUAUGUAAAAAUGAAAAAUGUCCAAAGCAAGAGUUGGCAUCGAUUUGCUUACUCCUGCAUUAAGCUGUCUCUGUGUUGGAUCACUGUUGAAACUAUAAAAAAUCCACAGACUGUCAAAUAGCAAUAAUAAUAUGAAUAACUUAUAUAGCACCUUUAAAAACAUACAUUCACAAAGUGCUUUAACAGAUAGAACAAACAAAGGCAGAAACAGGCAGAACUCAGAGUUUCUGCAUUUUCUUUCAAACUACUGUCUGUCCUUCUCUGAAAUUGUGAAAUACACUGUAAAUACAUUGUAACUGCAUAAUUUAGAUUUAUAUUUCAGUCGUUUUGCAGUGAGGUUGUAUGAUUUUCAAGUCUCUACAAAGUGUUUAAGCCACAGUGAAUGUUGGUCAGCUCAGCACUGCAGGGGGAACCUGCGUACAAGCUAGGCUACAGUUUUCUGUAAAUGGGCUGAGACGUAAUUUAGCUCAUUUAGAGAGACUCUGAACCAAACACUGAUUUCUGACUGAGCGCCUUAACUUUGUUCACUAGUUUCAGUCCUGUCACAGCCUUUAGUCGCAUAUCUUCCCCUCGCUUUUCCCCUACACUUCCUGUCUCUCCUAUCUAAUAAAGGGGGGAAAAGCCCCCUAAGAAUACAUAAGAAGAUGUUCAGAGUAAAUCUGAAAAAUCUAAGAAGUCUGGAAACAUGAGUCAGGGUACCGAGGAGGAAGUGGACCACCAAAAAAGUUAUAUAUUUUUUUCAACACCAGCUUUUUUGAUUGCCCUGAAAGUUGUCCACAGACAGCAAAUGUCAGAAUUUAUUGAGGAAAAAAGUGUGCUGACACCCUGAAAGUUUGUGGUAAUCUGCUUUUAUUCUUCACACACACAAACACUACACAUACAUUCAAACAGACACACACACACACACACACACACACACACACACACACACACACACACACACACACACACACACAGAUGCACACAUGGGCUGCAUAAACACACUCCCUGCACUCACCACACAAUUUCUUUUGUCCCAACUGAGGAGGUGUGACAGAACUCCCCUCCUUCUUACAACAGUCCCUCUAAGACACACACACACACACACACACACACACACACACACACACACACACACACACACACACACACACACACACACACACACACACACUGAGAGUUGCAUUGAGAUGUGCUGUGAUAAGAAGUGAGGGAGCCUUUUAGCUUUCUUACUGCAGGGAGAACAAAACAGGAGUGUGUGUGUAUGUGUGUGUGUGUGUGUGUGUGUGUGUGUGUGUGUGUGUGUGUGUGUGUGUGUGUGUGUGUGUGUGAUGGGGGAGGAGGUCAUACUGGGGUGGCAGCUUGCAAAGAAAAGGGGUCCCAAAAGAAGUUUCUAGAGCAAUGCACCGCUGCACCCCUUUCUACACACACACACACACACACACACACACGGAGCGUACUUUGAUUGUUAAUCCUUUUCACAAACUGAAUUGCAGUUUUUUGGUCUGAUCUUUUGUGUCACACCGCUCUUGCACACACACUUACACACACACGCACAGUUGACACACAUUUGUAGCGUCUUCAGUCGGAGUUAUUGUGGUUUUGUUUGACUAAAAUGUGUGAGGACAAAAAGAAAUUUAAACAAAUCUUCACAGUGAAUUCACUUUUUUUUUCUCUCUCUCUCAAACUAUCAAAGCUGCAAAUUCUUCACCAAAAAUUACGAAAAUAAAAGUAACACAGGGUAAAAUAAUCAGCUGAAUUACCCACAGAGGUCCCACUCUCUUAGAAACAAACAGACAUGGUGAAUCAAAUCUGUACUAACACUGAAACAUAAUAUUUGAAAUUAAAAUCGCAGUUUCUCCAAUGAUCUUCAGUAUAGCUGAAUGAGUGAACUCUAAACAGAUGCUAUUUUAGCUUCUCUCCCUCAAUAAUCCAAACUAGUUUUCUAAGCAAUCACACAAAACUGCUUUAAUGAAGUUUACUUUUGAUUUACACAUCGGAUUAAGGCAGUCCUUCACCAAUAUCAUGUUAAUGUUAAGUACAGUUCAGCCUUAACUACUGCAGAAAAUGCUCUGAAAUCAAAAACUUCACUCAGCAUCAGUGUGAGCCCACAGCCUGUAUGUCGGAGCCAAAUGGCUGUAGGCACAGUGUGUUUCCAACAACCAGACUGCAGCUAAUGGUUGAGACCAACCAUUGUCUAACUGUGUAUGAAUAAUAAUAGCUGUCUUUAUGUUUUUAGUCUAAUCGUGUUUUUUUCCUCCCCAGCAGGCAGUAUGUUUUCAUGCACAGGAGAGUCCAGCUAUGGUUAUAGCUUGAUUAAAAGCUCUGACUGGACUACUGUCCUUGUUCCAGGUUAUAAGCACUGAGCAAAAAUCAAAUUAUUGACAGAGGCGUGUCUGCCCCUGAUAAAGUACAGGGAUGAGAAUUGAUAAUCUUAGAAAACUAAUAUCAUUAUUGAGACUCCUAAAUAACUCGAGUCCUUAACAAUACCACUGAAGAGUCUGGUUUAUUAUAUAGAUUUUUUUCAGUAAAAAACAUUUCUUCUUUUUCUGGGAGUGACAUUUGAACACAUCCUGAUGAGGUGUUAUCUACUUUUGCCUAAUUCUCCUUUUAGCGACCUGACCUCGAACACCUCACAGUGUAUAAGUAUGUCGCUUCAGUUAGUUAGCUAACCAGCUUUCCCUUCUACGGUAGGCGGUGACAUCCCCCUUUUUAGCUUAUUACUGUCAGGUCGUCUCCCAGUUGACGGAUUAUGUUUUAAAUCAGUUAGUAAAAGGCAUUAGCUUGGGGCUAACAGGAUGUACUACAUAAUUACAGCUCUGUAUGUCUGUCUGUCUGUCUACAGUCUCUUUGUUUUUAUGUUCCUAUGAGGUUUUGUUUACUUCGGAAGUUUUGUUUUGUUUACUAUCCAGCUCCUGGGUGACGCGUUCACGCUGUUCAACUUCUGGCUCAAAGCCUGGUGUGCGAACACUGGAGCAUGCUCAGAAGAUAGUGAGGAAGAUAGAGGCGUAAACAUGGAUGAGAAAAUCAAAUCCCAACCACUAGAUGUGUGUGCAUGACCUGGGUGAUCAGUCUCAGUGUUUCCUGUCCUCAUCAGGUCUCAUUGUUCUGUGUAAGUGUUCAGUAUUUGGGUCCUGCAGUCUGGACUUGUUCUCUCAGUCUUUAGGAGACCUUAAAUGUCCCUCAGAGGUCUGCUGGCUCUCAUCCUUAGAAGAGUGUCUCUAUGAGGACUCAGCUGACCUAAGGAGACCCUCUCUGUGUGGUCCCUCACUCUGGUCCUGGAUCCUCUGUAGCCUGCCUCUGUGUGAACAGAUAGUCACAGUGACCCUGUGAGGAUCUCCUGACUGUACUAAUAUUUUUGUUUACUGUGAUAAUUUCAGUCAUUCAGUCUCAUGUUGGCGGUUGUUAUCAAAGAUGGGAAAAAUUAAACGCAUUAACUAUCUAAAAGAAAGCCGACGUAUCUCCUGCAUGCCCGACUUUCUUGUCCUCAUACUGCCUCUAUCUCUUCAGCUUUACUCUCAAACAGAGGGAAAAAGAGGCAAAAACAAGUGAAUGACACACCACAUUAGUGAUACAAAACUGAUUUUUUUCCACAAAGAUGCACAAUCACAGCACUCUCUCCAAAUGCUGCAGGCAGGAGAGCCUGAAUGUGAAAAAGUAAAAUAAAGAUAUGAAUAUAAAGUUACAUACAUGAAAUUGAAAUGUUGGAUCUCACUACUAAACAUGUACAAAGUGUCAGAGGUAAAUUCAUGUUGGAGUAAACUCAAGUGAGUCUGCAGGCUGCUCUGAACGACUGGUUCAAAAAGUCAGCAGAAAUAUACAAGACGGGCACAAGGUUUCCUCAGAUCCUGUCAUCACUGAUGAUGAAUCUCCUUAAAGGGAUAUUCUGGCGUAAAUUAAAGUGAUGGUCAAACAUACUGCAACAGUUAGACACCCCAGAGAUGAUUGUUGCCAACUGCUUGCUUCUCUAGUUAUACCAACUUUAGUGACGACCACACGAUAGCAAUACAAAGCGGUCUACUUCUCCACGUGCAAACCUUAACCAAAACACCACUCUAUAGCCACAAAUGAUGCUCUAGCCAUAGCACUAGCCAUCAAACAUCUUUUUAGCUUUGCCUAAUUUCUUUGGCAAAAAGACCAAACACAACUAGCCCACUCUCCUCCAGCAGCCGCUUGUUUGUGGGGGAGCCCUAACGAGUCGAUCACAGAGUGCAGCGGAACGUUUAUGAUCAUCACGUCAUGGAAAUACAAUCAGACUGAGACACAGAGGCAGAAGAACUACUGUGUCUGCAGUGCACAUACAAGAUAUAAAAGAAAUCUUAUUUCAUUUUCAUCAAGUAAUAAUUAUAAAUGUUCUUCCUUGAGCUGUGGCAUUAGUAACUGGUCCACCUGUGCCUCUCUAAGUCUUUUUGUUUGAAUAGUUCAUUUGGAUCCAACAAAUAGAACACAAAAUAAAUAUUACAGAAAGAAAGAACUGUUUCAACAGCAGAUCAGCAACAACUGUUUUCUGUAAGCGACAUUAACAGUGUCAGACUCAGUCUGCAGAUACAGGAGCUGUUUGUGGUUGAUAAAUCCUGCUCCUCUGUAACAACAGCUCUGUUUCUGUAAUAACAGUCUGAGCCUGUUGGGGGCAAAAGUUCGAACUCAGUGGACACAUUUUGACCCACCAAGUGAAUAUAACAGAUAACUGCUUCUUUACCUGCUGCAGGAUGAAGAAAUCUCCUGAAGCAGAUUUCAUCAUCCAAAGACGCCUUAAAUGACAGGGUUUUAUUUUCCUUUUGUUUCAUUCAUCUGAUCAUAUUUUCAUUCAUAGCUGUCUUGUGUUGAGAUCUGGGUCUGUUUUUCCAGUUGGAGGCUGUUGUGUCUGUGGAUGAUGAGCUGCAGCUGGUACAGGAGCUGUGGUCACAGGAGUGUGUUUGUGUGGACUGUAAACAGACGAGUUCAGAGUUCAGACCCAGACUGAAGUCUCUUCAUGUUUUCUAUUACUGACUGAGUGAUGAAUUCAGUAAACUGGAUGGAUCUCAGUGUUUGUUUGGGGACAGGGAGUUGUUGUGGCACAGAUUGACAGAUUCACUGUGUGCUAACGCCGAGGGAUCAGAGGAGGCCGAGCCCAGCCAAACCACAGCUCUGCCACCCGGCCAGAAGAAACCACAGGCUGUCGCAGCUGCAGGGACGACUGCUGCUCUGUACACUCACUCACACACUCAGACUCACACACACACUUUCAUAAUGUUAAUGUGGUCAGGGAGCAGUUUACUCUGAAACAUCCUGCAGAAAACGGUCAAUUUAUUUCUACAAAGUUUAAUCAUCAAGUUGAAGGUCUCGUGUUUUUGAUGACACAUAUUCAGUUUGACGAGGUUUGAACCAGGUAAAUUUUAUACCGUGACACUCCUGAAGUCUGGGUUAGAAUUGGAGUUGGAAUCACUUCUAAAAAUCAACCCCGCAUGUACAAGACCUGCAGACAAAAGUGAGUCCUUACUUCGGUUCUCAAUUUCUGCAGGGAAAGACCUCUUUCAUGAAGUGAACUUACCCUGACUCAGAGGACAGACCCUGGUCCCUGCACAGUCUGCACACCACCUGCACACCCGUCACACUGCUGCUGCUGCUGCACACAGAUGGUAUCAGCUGGAUGAUCUAGACAGGCUGCACUCCCUGAGAGUUUGUGUUCACUGGUUUAUACUACAGCUGCGUGUGGUGUUUGUUAAUGAGGAGGACAUGCCUCAGAGUUACUCUUCCAAAUCAAAUUGAAUUUAACAUUGUGAUUUUUAUUGGUACAGAGGAAAACAAAACUGCAACUUUAAGACAUAACUGAAAAAAGAUGAGCAGAGAAAAGGUUCAUGGGUCCAGUCUGACUGAUGGCUGCAGUGUAAAAGGAUCGCAUGGAUUAUUGGUCUGGAGUAGCUUGUGGUAAGACCAGGAUAGAUAUUAGACAGUGUGAAAAAGGUAGAGGCAGAAAAACUGGUCAGUUAACUGUUUUUCAAACUUUUUUCUGUCAGUAUCUCCAUCUGCAGCACCGUGUGUGUGCUGUAUCCUGCACAGGAGACGGGGAGCUCAAAACAUUACUGAAACAGGUCAUGUUGGAUUGAUUAGUAACACAUUUUAACUUUGUAUAGAUUAGCUCCAUCCCUCACACUUAUAAAAUGUGCCACUGAAUCCCGGUGAUUCGUCAGUGGUGUUAAAAUAAAAUGAAAUAAGAUAAAACUACAGGUCCUUGACUAUAGCAGCCUCUGCCAGAACAGACUACUGUGCAGUCUCUGAUAAACGUACUGCAGAAAGUAAACAUGCACAUGACGCCGUUUCUGCAGAUUCUACACCAGCAGCACAUGUGCAGUGUGAAAAUCUGUGCAGAAGAAGACAUUGAGUCUCUGUCGUAUUAUAAGCUCAUAUCACAGGACUGGUGAUGCUUAUAAAAAAUAAUCAGGAGUUAUCUUGUGUUAGUCCUCUCCUGUUUUAGUGAAGUAAGGUGUAGCUUCACAUGCACUCCUGCAUCUCCGUAGGAUGUUGGUUUAAUGUAGAGGCAUAAUGUUUUUUUUUUUACGUACAUUAAAACACAAUGUAUUCAUCUGAUAUGAUUCCUGAUAGUUCUUGCAGGAAGAAAAAAUGUUGCAGUGUUUUGUUUUUUCAAUGUUGUCUUGUUUUAGAUAUUGUCUUAGACUUUUGCUUCAUGUUUGUAUAUCUCUGCCUGUUCUGACCGACCUCUCUGUUAGUGAAACAGACCUUUAACUUCUGCUUUCUGAGUUUCCAUUUGAGAUCUGGUUCAUGGUUCAGUGUGACAGGUACAGAUCCAUAAGCUCUGUCUCCCAAAACUUUACUAUCUUCAGGUUGCUGAGGUUUCCAAUGUUGAAGUUUUCUUUCAAUCCCAGUGGAAUUCAGGAAAGAUUUCUGUUUGUUUGGUGCUCGCUGCUGGACCUUGCCCUUUAACAUCUUGGUCACUAUUUCACCAACAUGAAGUCUCACAGAAACAUCACAUUGUUUUCUUGUUGGUAAUAUUCAACUAUAUCCUCAUGACUCAUUAUAAAGGUUCUGGGGUUUUGGCGUUCUUACCCAAGACCAGGUUGAUGUUUUGUUGAUCCAGUAAAACCCAAAGGCUUCAGUGAAAUCGUGGACAGGUUGAUGGUUGAUUUGGCUGCAGAUGGUUUUAUAUUCAAGCCAAUGGCAGCGGUAGAAAGGGCUCAUAAAAGGUUUGAAUCUUGUCCUAAAAUGUCGUCUCCUCUUCCUCUUCCUCAGGCUCUCCUCUCCUCCUCUUUGCAAACCGGCGUGACGUGCGACUGGUAGACGCAGAAGGCAUACGGGGCGAGUCGGCCAUCGUUGUCAGUGACUUAGAGGACGCGGCAGCUGUUGACUUCCUGUACUCAGAAGGUUUGAUAUUCUGGACAGAUGUCAGCGAGGAGGCCAUCAAACAGACGCACUGGAACCAGUCGUCCAACUGUAAGGCUGCAGACUAACUGCUUUACCUGUCUUUGGACGUUCGUUUGACUCCUCCUCUUUCUCACUGUGUCUCACUCUGUUUGUUUCUGCAGCUCUUAAAGAAGCCCUAGGGACGGGUCAGACUGUGGUGGUCUCAGGUCUGGACAGUCCUGAUGGGCUGGCCUGUGAUUGGUUAGGUAGGAAGCUUUACUGGACAGACUCUGAGACAAAUCGGAUAGAAGUGGCGAACCUGGACGGCUCCUCCAGGAAGGUCCUGUUCUGGAUGGACCUGGACCAGCCGAGGGCAAUUGCUCUCAACCCAGCUCAACGGUAACCCACAUAGACUCUUCUUACUUGUAAACCUGCUAUCAGAAAAACAGGCUGCAAAAUUUUAAAAAGUAUCUGAAGAAGUUUAAAUGGUGUUGGAGCAAAUGUGCUGCAGGAAGUAAAAGCAUAACGACUAAACACUCACAAACAGCAAACCUCACAAACAGGAAUCAGUGCUUAUCUAGAUUUCCCUACCAGAUUCAGUUUCAGUUCAUUUUAUUCAUCGUUCUGAAAGUGCACGACAAAAGCUAAAGUAACCCCAAUAAGAAACUAAGAAUUAACUAAAAGAAGCAGCUUUACAUAUUCUGCAGAGCUACAGCAGUUCAGAAGUGCAAGAAUUGUUUGAAUUAAAGCAUUUAACAUUGGUGUAAAAAGGAUGAAUCUAAAGAGAACUCCAGUCUAUGACAUGAUGCAAAUCUUUCUACCAUAUAGUAAGAUAUGAUAGGAAAAGUCAUUAUACAGUACGAUAUGAUAUGACACCAUACGGUACAAUAUGAUACGAUAUGAUACAAUAUGAGACGAUACAACACUAUACAGUAUGUACAAUGAGAUACAAUAUCAUAGACCGUAUGUCACCAUUUGGGCAGUUUGUCUUAGAGUAAAGUGCUGCACAUGCUCAACUGCAUCCACAAUAGUACCAAUGAAAAAGACAAAUGAACAACAAAGUGUUAAUAUGAUCCAUAUAAACAGAGAAAACACACCAAAGAGUUCACAGCAAACAAGCAACAUGUGAGUAAGAAACACAUUCAAACAACUCCAAGUUUAUUCAAACAUGUUAGAAAACUGAUAAAUAUUUAAAAACACAGAAAGUAUUUCAAAUAUAAGCCUAUUUAAAGGAACAUAGUUUGGUGCAUUUACUGUAUUUAUGCCAGUCUUAGAUACUCACAGUCCCUCUGACCCUCCACUGCUAGUUCAUGGUCACUCUUUGAGGAAAUUGUGCAUUUAAAUGUGACCUUUUUCACAUAGUGUUGGACCAAUAUUUCUGUCUUUAAAUAGUAAAUUUCCUCUUUCCCCACACCAGAUACAUGUACUGGACAGACUGGGGGGAGGAGCCCAGGAUAGAGCGUGCAGGGAUGGACGGCAGCAACAGGUGAGAGAUCUGUUCAGUCUUCACUGAAUAAAAACAUGAAUGAUGAGCAGCUAUGAGCUGAUGAUCACGUCUCUGACAGGAAAGUGAUCGUGGACCGGGACAUUUACUGGCCUAACGGUCUGACCAUCGACCUGCUGGAGCAGAAGCUGUAUUGGGCAGAUGCAAAACUGAGCUUCAUCCACAGAGCCAACCUGGACGGAUCAGCACGGUAAGGACUCUGGUUAAAUAUAUGUGUGUGUAUAUGUAGAGACAUGUGUGUGUUAGAAUAAAGUUGGUCAUUUUCUCACAGACUUAAUAUAGAAUAGAACCUGGUCGUAUAGUUCAGCACUCUCCUUACCCUAAAAGCAAAUAUGCAGUCAGAAAUAGAGGUAUAGUUACAGGGAAAGAUUUUCCCCCAAAUGUCUGGAAUCAGAGUGCAAAGGUGGUGACCAGUCUGUGUCAAAGCUGAGAAAACACCAGUGAUUAGGGCUACAGAUAAACUGAUGUGUUAUAAACUGAGUACAUGAAGUGCACAGUGACAAACUGUCAAAUUAAUGUCUCAGGGAGGACUGCCUGGACUAGCUCCUUUUAAGGGUAAAACUGGAAGAAAAGCAAAUGAAAUAUUCCUCCCAGAUAGUUGAUCUCAAAAGGGUCACUCCUUCUCCUUCUUCUCCUCCUCCCCAUCCUCCACCGCCUCCUCCUCCUCAUCAUCAUCAUCAUCUUAUUUUCUUAUAACAACAACAACUCUCAGGCCUCUAGAGGUCUCUAAAUACGGUCCCUGAGUAUUUUACUUUCCCCUUUGAACAGAGCAGCAAAUAAAUCAGCCCUUAACUGCAGUUCUUCAAUAGUCCACUAGAGACUGUCUCAAAGUGAAUCAGUCACCAUAGAGCUCCAUGUUAAACGUAUGACAUAAAUUAAGAUUUUGAUAGUUUAGUGCAAAAAAAUGUGGGUCUUAUUUCUUCAUUCUUGACAAGAUCUUAAAAGAAAGUUCACCUCAGAUCGAGAAUCAAACACUCCUGUUUACAUUAGUUUAUAGAUUGAACUCACCUCUAUACGUAACAUCACAUUAUUGUAUUAUAGUUGGGUUAAAUUAGGGGUAUGGCCUCUUUGAGUGACAAGUGGCAGCUGCUUGCUGUCUGCCCUGGGUCUCCUCACUCCCUAAACUUUUCAAGGUGGUGUUUGUGUUGUUGGAGGUUAAUUAAUGUUAAUGUUAGAUUUAAAAUCUGUCCCGCUGUUUGCUUUACUGACUGUCUACCAAGUUUGAUUUUCAGUUUUGAUGAUGUUUUGACAUUAUUCAUGUGUCAGCAGUGUUUAGCAGAUCUCUGUGUCCGUGCUCAUUUGACUCUUUCUGAUUUUGAGCAGGAAUUAAAACCUUACACUCAUGUAUUAAACUUUUGGCCUCCAUAGAUAUUGCCAUGAAACUGCUCAGGUCUGCCUCUUCAAACUUUAACGAUCAGCAGAAAAUGUUCAGAGUAUUCACCCUCUUUUCUUUGCAACAAAGAGGUGGAGGAGGGGAGGAGAAAACGAACUGUUCAGACAGAAUGAAAGAAAAAUAGAGCGAGUAUGAGAGGGUUGUCCAACACAAACAGAGCUGUGGUAUGGAGGCCCCAGUCAAAACACACACUCUCCACACACACACACACACUCCCACUGCAUCAAUCUUUCCCUCUCUCCUUCAGGCAUCUUAUCAUCCCCUCUCUCUCUCUUUCUCUCAGCCUCCCUCCAUCUUCCUCUCUGUUCUACUCCUCAGUGGAAAUUUCCAGACACUUGUAUUUUUUAUUUUUUUUCACCAUAGUUAAAUAUUGAAAAAGCUCCAUUUCUAGAUCAUAACCUCAGGAGGAGAAGAAGAAAGUGCCAGAAGGUUUCACAUCGAACUCAAGCACAUAAAGAACCGCUGUCAGUCCUACAGCAUCCAAACAUCUGUGAAAUCAUUUAAUCUCAAGUAUCGACGCUUUCUCAACAAGGAAAUUCCAGCAGAAGUAAAGGAGAACAUUUAGAAACAGGAAGGAGGACAAAGGUUAGAAAUAGAGGCUCAAAUCUUGAGUGUCAUCGAUAAAAACAAAGCACUAAGAUUAACUUUAAAUGAAACCAAACUACAGCUGACUGAUUUAGUCCUUGUGGGUCAGCCCAGAGGAGUAAAUAAACAUCUCUAAAGGGGCGUCACCCGAGACCUAUAACAUACAAAUUUAGCCCACAUGGGACCGAUCCAGCGCCCAUGUUUGCUAUCUAAACACUGUGUCCAUUUCUCAGACAUAUAUGUUCUUUUAGGUUACUUUUCUGUAGUCAUCAUCUACAAAAAGUAAAAAAAAAAAACACAAUCAAAAGAUUGAGAGAAUCUGGAGAAAUGUCUGUACUGAAGAGACAAGGACCAUAACCAAGAUUGGGUGGUCCUGAUCAUCAGGCCCUCAGGCAACACUGAAUUCAAGACAGACAGGACUCAGGAGUGGAAAUCACUGUAUGGGCUCAAAAUCCCCUCCAAAAACCAACAGAGUUCAUCACUUCAUCUACAAAUUAGGUUAAAACUGAACCAUACACAGAGGAAACCAGAUAGAAACAGGAUCCAGGAACACCAGAGACUUCUCUGGAGCUGAGCCCUUUUAAGGUGGACUGAGGGGAGCGGUGGACACUGCUUCGCCUGUUUUACAAAGGGUCAGUGUCAAAAAAGACUUUUAUUCUGGGAAUUGUAGAAGCUCAGUUCUAAAGAAGAGUCCGAGUAAAAUCUGGUACUCUUUCUGGAAAUCAUGGAUGCUGCAUCCUCCGCUCUAAAGAGUAGAGGGUCCAUUCAGCUUGUUCUCAGAUCCUAGUUCAAAGCCAGCAUCCUUGGGGGGAUAGGGAUCAUCAGAGUCCACAACCUGGUCUGCUGCGUUCACUAAGGUUUAGAGAGGGUUGGUAAAAGAGCUGAGGACCCACAACGAUAAAAACUUUUUAUCAUUAUAAAAAACAUUUUAUCCUCUAUAAAAACUUUUUUAAACAGGUUGCUGACCUCAAAUAAAAAAUUUGGAUAUUUUUCAUAUAACUAUGAAAGUUUUUAGAUUGUUUGAACUGUUUCAAUGAAAUAGAAAUGAUUUGUAAACUUUUAAAAUGUGUUUUUACAUAAGAAUUUUCUUACCGCAAUUUCCUUCAUGCCCGUAGUAUCCAGGAAAUCUAGGACCCUGUAGAUAUUCUAGGUAUUUUAACUCAUGGAAGUGCCUGGUUUAUGGGAUAAAUUGCUGUCCAUGAACUCCAGCACUGGGCUGUGGACUCCUGUUGUCUUCAUCUCCUGGAGUGGAAACCUCUGACGUGUUAGAAACAUCGGCCAGAAACUUUGUUCCUAUGGCAGCAACACACUCCACUGUACGCUCUCUGCUUAAAGCAGCACAACACAAUAUGUUUAUGUAACCACAGAAUCCAUCAGGCUGUCAUGACACAGUGUGUGUGUAGGUGUGCGAGGACGGUGUGACGUUUGUGUUCACAGCUGAGACACAAACACACACACAGGCGCACACACGUACAACUCAAUUAGAUGUGAAGGCCCAAUCUGCAUCUGCCUGACAGGCUGAGUGAUGAACUAAUUUAGCUGUUUGCCUGUUGGUCUGUUGGUCACACACACACACACACACACACACACACACACACACACACACACACACACACACACACACACACACACACAAAACCUGAACAGAGCUUUGAAAUCUGGAGUUGGUUAAAAUUUGUUCUUUCUGUUUUCCGUUAACCACCGCUGGCAGACUCUGAUGCAGUUACAGAGCACGCACACACUUAAACACUCUUAAACACACACACACACGAACACACACACGAACACAGGGUGAAAAAAUGAUGAUUGAUGAAAGCCAGUUUCUGCUGUGUUGAUAUUCUAAAUACAAGCAGCUUUGAUCGUGUGCCGCGGUGCGUCGGUGUGUGUGCAUUUUCCUGUAAGUGAUUCUUUAAGACUGUUAAAAAAAAAAAUUAAGAGUCUUCUGAUCAAACACACACACACACACACACACACACACACACACACACACACACACACACACACACACACACACACACACACACACACACACACACACACACACACACUUCAUGCUGUUUGCAGGAUUUUGGCCUUAAAGGUGCAGGGAAGAGAAGAACUUUUUGAGGCCUAGCGUCUCUUCUUGUGGAGUUUUAUGGAAAAGUUUGAGGAGGUAAAACUGAUCUGACUCCUGAGGUUUUUGGCCCUUUAUCUAGUGUCUAACUUGGAUCCAUAUUUACCGAGCAACCAGAGAACUGUUUUUGUUUUAAUCUGACCAUCAUCAUGUUGAAUCAUUCUCCUCUGAAGACACACUUUUCGGUUUUUGAGACCUUUCUUUCAGGAUCCUUGUUUUCUACCACACUUCACAAAAUUCAGGUUAAGACCUAAAUGAUACCUGGACAAAUUAUAUAUAGCUAUAUAUGUGUUUUGCACAACAAAAUAAAUGUAUGAACUCCUUUUAAUCUGAAACAUUUACAUCAUUAAACUCUAAAUUCCAAGUAUUAAAGCUUUAUUACAAACUUGCAAGUCUUCUUACUGUAGUCAUUAAAAAUAUUCAAAACUAAGUUUUUUCAGUGUAUAAAACAAUUAGAGUAUAUAUUUUUUUGAUAAUUUGACUAUAAAUUUAUGGGGGUGUAGAUUUGUUAAAAUAUUCAGUCAAAUUUCUGUCAGAGUGCCAUUAAAAGUUUAAGUGGAAAAAAGCCUUUGUAGACAUUUUAUGGUCUUGAAUUUUAAAAUCUUUUUAAAAUUCAAAGGAAACCUUUGGGUCUACAGAUGAUGUGGCAGAGUCUGCUGCUUUUGUUGCUUUAAUCUUUGUCAAAAACUUUGUUAGUCUAUAAAAUAUUUCAGCGUAUCUGCAAAUAGAUGGAGGCAACACAAACUCUUAAAACAGCAGAUGAUUCAGAUCAUUUAAGACUAAAUGUUUUUAAGAGCUAAAAUGUGUCAUUAAAAUCAUUUAAAGUCGUGCCUGUAUGUUUGCGGCACAUUUUAAAAACACCCAUGGAGUAAUUUUUGUACUUAAAAUGGAGUGAUGCAUAAAAUUGUUUAAGGAAAGGGAAUAAAAGGAACAAGUUUUAACAACCAUAAAACAUUUGAAUGAAAGUUCAGUGGACGUUAAAAUAACAGACCUCCCAGUAAAUUUUGUAUCUAACUUAGUGACAUCCAAAAUCAACAUGAGGCUUAAGAGACAACCUGUUAUUUUCAACAAUGCCCAGGUUCUUGGUUAAAGCACGUCCAUCUUUCAGUUUUAAAGUUUGCAUUAAAGACUUGGAUCAGUGCUGUGGAUCUGCUGCAGCAUUGAAAAAGUCUUCAAAAUCUGCUAAAAUCGUGAAAACAAGAGUUCGAAUAAAGUAAGGAAAGGAAGUAGAUGAGAUUAUAACACCUCUGCCUGAGCAGUUUGCAAACUGAAGAGUCUAAGUUUGGAGGAGCAUGCUUCACAACUCUCUUCAAGAAUUCCAGUCCAGUACUUUUAAGUCCACAUUGUGUAUUGUUGUAAUGAAAGUGGAGUGCAGUCACGCUCUUGGUUAUGCAGCUCGCUGCGUUUUGCUCUGGUUGUGGAAAUGAGCUGUUAGCAUCCCGACUUUGCAGCUCAGAGCUGCACACUCACAGUUAUUAAAGGAGCUCAGAUCUAUUUGUUUUUAAGCUUUUAUUUUGUGCGCCCUGCAGGGAGACGGUGGUGGAGGGGACCCUGACGCAUCCUUUCGCCCUUACGCUGUCUAUGGAGACCCUGUACUGGACUGACUGGCAGACCCGCUCCAUCCAUGCCUGCAACAAACACAGUGGAGACAAAACCAGAGAGAUCCUGAGUGGGAUUUACUCCCCGAUGGACAUCCAGGUCCUUGAGUCCCACAGGCAGCCGUACAGUAAGUUGAACGCUUUUUAUGUUCUCGUAUAUAUUUCUGUAAGAAGGUGUUUGUGCUGGAGCUCAUCAUGUUUUUGUCUUCUGUGCUCUCUUUGCAGUCCAGACUCCCUGCAGCAAUAAUAACGGAGGCUGUAGUCACCUGUGCCUCCUCUCUCCAGUCGAGCCUUUCUACAGCUGUGCCUGCCCUACAGGAGUCCAGCUCAAACCUGAUGGCAAGACCUGCAAACCAGGUAUGGACCCCAGCCACCUGUUGGUAUGGUUAGAGUUUCUACAGUGCUUUACGGAGGCUCAGAGCUGUGAAACAAAAACUCUACGGCUUUUCAAACCUGUUUGAUCUGCACAUAAAGACAGUCUCCAAUUUUCAAAUCAGACUUUUUCCAAACUAGGUGUCACCAGCAAAAAAUGUCAAAAUGUAAAUUAAGUGUUGGAACUGAAGUCCAGCAGUGGUGGACACACACACAAGCACACACAAAGAGAGUCAUUAGCAUUUGCAUGUUGCUGAGCUGCGUCCUCAUGGUCUGUGGUGUGUAUUGUGGUGAUGCAGCUCUGAGUUUGUGAGCGUGAAAACAGUGAAACUGACCUGUCUGCUUGCAGAGUGGGAUAUUAACUGACCAGCCGCCAUGUUGAUUCCCACCAUCCUGAAACAAUAGAGCCUUAUUCUGCAGAGCCCGGCCUGUGCUGGAGUGUCUGUUAUGUGAAUGUAUUUAAUUUGAAUGAAGCAUGCCAACCAAUCAGUCAGCCACUGUUGACAAUAAAAACAACAAUGCUCCAUUGUGUCAGCCGCUGUGUGUGUGUGCGUCUCUCUGUCCGCAACCCUAAUUUGUUUUGCUUGGCUGGUUAAAUUGAAGGCGUUUGUUAUUGCGCUGGCAGCAGUGAGAGAGAGUGUGUGUGAGUGAGUGUGUGUGUGUUUGUAUGUGUGUGUGUCUGGGGUCUUUAAGUGUCUCAGAGUUAAGUCAAGCAGAGAGGAGAGUGGGAUUACAGGCGUUUUCCCUCCUUCCUUUUUAUCCCGUCCCUCGACGUGGUCAUUUAGGUAACGAUGGAACAACUUAAAAUGUCAGAUCUGAUUGGCCGCUAAGCCGAGGGAUGCCACAUAUUGAUUGGUUGUUUGGGUCCAGCUGGAACAAGAAAGAAGAGAGAUUUACAUGAUUUCCACGACCUCAUUUUUUUCUGGAUCUUUAAUAGAUGAGAAGUUUCCUACUUUAGUUGGACUGAAGUACUUUUGAUUUAUUCUUGAAUAUUUUCUGGUCUAAAUGACAGAAAGGUCCAAAACAUUUUGACUUGCAUCAGCGAUACAUGCUGCAUAGACUGCAACUAAAAUACAUAUAAAAUAAAUACUGUAGAUAAUAAUAAUAAUGCACUUUUCAUUUCUCUGUUGGACAUAUUGGCCGUUCAAGUCUUAAUCUGCUGGUCAACAGUAUCCCAAAACUGGUUCACUUAAACCUGACUCUCUCUGCAGCCCACUUACACUGUGAGGCUCUGUCGUCAUUGUUGGUGUGACCAAGAAUCAACAUGACAGAACCACAGUGAAGGAUUUCAGGGCAGCCACUCCUUGGUGGUAGUUGUCUGGACUUUAUCUUUCUGCAUCUUCAGAUUUGUCCCAGGAAAAUACUGGGGUGAAAGUUUCUGCUGUUUACAUUCAGACUUUCAGAGCUCCCUGAAAAUCUUGUAGAAUUUUUUAAAGUUUGUGUACAUGUGUGAAUACAGCUUUGGAGCAUUUAUAAAGACAUGGACCAUAACUCCCACGGAAUCCAGGCCUUCUCCUCAUAGAGACAAAAUCGAUGUAUUGCUGUUUCGUUUUGAAAAAGUUUUUCCGUAAAGACAGAAUCUUUUAAGAAUAUCCAUGUAAACACGAAACCAAAGAAAACGACUAGAAACGAUGUGGUGCACAUGCCAAGCUAGCGCUGUAAUAGUGCCCUGAAAAUGCACCAAAAGACAAAAGAAGAGUACGGAGCACGUGUAUAAAGGUUUUUGUGCCGUAGACAGUUCAGUUCCACGUAGGCGCCUUAGGAAAGUUACGCUGUGUAUGAUGGAGACGAAUCGGUGAUCGUACACGGAUUUAUGGAUUCUGGGGCCAGUUUUCUAAAAGUAUUGUUUACAGUCACCUGAAAUGCCAUUUUUGUGCAGAUAAAACGCUGAUACAACAAAACAACUUUUGUGUUUACUCUUGAAUUCAUGUCCAUGUGGACAGGGCCUCAGUUAUAAGUUUGUGAUGAAUUGAAUCAGGCCGUUUAAAAUUGUUUUAUGUUUUAAUGGAUCAUCUCUGAUGCAGCCCAUAAGUCAAAAUUACACACUGCUCUGUCACAUGACAUCUGGCCUGAGCUUACCUAAAGUCUCUGUAAAUCUUCUGUGGGGUGAAAACUGUGUUUGUGUCGACUUUUAAAAGCAUUAUACUGGCUGUUUAAAAAAAACAAAAACAAAACAGAUUGUCCUCUUUUUAACAUCUCGGCAGGGGACAGGACCAGACACCCAAAUAAUACUUAGUUUGUCGAUUGUAUGAAAUCUAUUAUCUUCUGGACUCACUCUGAGUAUCAGUAUGAUGUUUGCCACAGAGCCAGGUCUUUGUCUUUGGGUGAAUUUAUCUGGUAAGUGAAACAGGAGGAGAGAGGCUGAGGCAGAGCAGGGAAUAGACAGAGAGAGACACUUUGAACUGCUUUAAAUGUGAGCUCUUCACAGUCAGAGGUGUGAGAGACGGAGAAAAAAACAGUUAAUUGUCUCCCAUGAGGUGAGUUUGGCUCCUGUUAAAUCUAAACCAACAGGCAAACAGUGGAGGAUCCCUCCGGACGGAGAGCUCUUUGUUUCCAGACUGGAUAGAGGAGAGAGAGAGGAGGAGAGCGGGGCUGGGGAUUGAACUGUUUUCACCAAACAUGGAUGAGCCUCUGUGACUUGAUUCAUUUAAGGGAAAUUAUUUUUAUUGAGCCUAAUACCUGCUGCUUUCUCCCCGGCUGUUUGGGCAUUGAUGCAUCAAAACUAAAGUACAAUUUUCAGGGUAGUUUGACUGUCACUACAGAACGACUCAGUCCAGACUCUUCUUUACUUAACAUGCAGGAACAAGGACUUUAUUUAAACCCCAAACCUCUCAUUGUAACUACAGGAAAAUGGGCAGAACAUUUCAGCUAAAGAUGCAUUAUUAUCCCAUGUGCCAAUGGUUUUAAACUCAUUUGAGCAAACAUGCUUCGCCUUUGGUUAAAUGACCUAACACAGUGAAAUAUCAGGUUAUUUCAACAUGAUCUGAUUUAUGCCUGCAGCAGCAUGGAAACUGGUGUUGCUUGUACAGUUUGUGGUGUUUGUGUUGGUUCAGAAAGGUGCAUUUUUUCAAACAAAGACCUCAACCUCAAGCUUAUUCUGCAACAUUUACACAAAGGGAAUCAUAGCCUAUCUGAUCCAAGAACUAAAUGCUGUAUAGUUUUCUCAAGAAGUGGGUGUUAUUUUAGGUUUUUCCCUGCAUGAUUAUUUGUAUUUUAAUAGUUUUACACAGCUACAGUUAAAGCUUUGUGUGGUAGUAAAGUGUAGUCUCCAGAGAGCAGUAUUGACACAGAAUGACCAAAUUAAGUUCUGUUAAGGUCAGUGACUUGGUUUCAUCUGGAAAAACAAGACUCACUUGGGCAUCAAUGAGAAGUCAGCAACAGACUCAGUUCACUGUAUGGACUACAGCUGCUAAUGGCACCAAAAACUGGGCGUCAUCCCUAUCUACCCUGUCCCAGGAUCCAGGUUACAGAGAGUAUUGGAUUGAUAAUCGAGCAAACUUGCCCAUUAAUGUUUUUGAACUGUGUUCAGUUUGCUUUCGUGUUAUGUCAGAUUGUGGUGAUGAGCUGUGAGCAUCUCCACUUUUUUUUAUCCAUGUCCAUUUUUUAUUGACCACAAAAAAUAUUCUGAGUGCAGAGUGUUUUUUUUUAGCUCUGCAGGACAGUUCAGGGAGCAUUCAACCUUUUUUAUGUGCUUUAAUGUGAAUAACUUGGUAUCAUUUUUUUUCAUUUGCACAACUUUAUCUGGCACAUAACCCGUGCAUUUCUUUGGUGGACUGUAAAAGACUUCUGACAUAAAGACGUCUCUAAUGCCUUCAUUUGAUCGACCGUCAGUGUGAAAGUGACAGUCAUCAGCGUGGAGGAUAAUCAGAGAUAAGGCAGAGUGAUGAACUUCUCAUCUUGUUGUUUGUUCAGGAGCAGAGCAGGUUUUGCUGCUGGCUCGACGGACUGAUCUGAGGAGGAUCUCCCUGGACCUGCCAGACUUCACUGACAUUGUCCUGCAGGUAAACACACACACACACACACCACUACACACUCACACACUUUAAAGUCCUGUGUUGUUAAACCCUCUGAUUGUCUCUGUUCAUGCAGGUUGAUGACAUUCGCCACGCCAUAGCCAUAGACUACGACCCCGUCGAGGGUUACGUCUACUGGACUGACGAUGAGGUUCGAGCCAUUCGGCGGUCUCACAUCGACGGCAGCAACGCCAUGAUGCUGGUUACCACGGAGAUCAAUCACCCGGAUGGUAUUGCUGUGGACUGGGUGGCCAGAAAUCUGUACUGGACUGAUACUGGAAAUGACCGCAUAGAGGUACACGGUUACUGCGGACUGUAUUCAGUGUGGAACGAUCGUUUCUGGGAUGUCUGAAGUACUUUAGUUUUAAAUAUUUCAUAAUUUCAGAAGCUCUGAGAAUGUGUGCGGUGGAUGUCUUUAUUUGGCUGUGAUGGCUGCAGUGUCAUACCAAAACAAAAGAAAAACAUCUACUGAAAGUUUCUGGUUUAGUCCCGACAGGCUCAGAUUGUUUUUCUAAGAGUUGAGCAGCAUUACAGAAAUGAUGCCUAUAGAGAGAGAGAUUUUUGUAAAGAGGAAGAGGAUGAUUUGAAAAAGUAAUUCUCAUUAAACUAGAGCAUGACAUCAUCUUCUCUGCUCAUCUGCCUGUUUGGCCAGUGUUUUUUUUUAAGUAACUAUCCACUUCACAGUCACAUUGACCACAGUGUUAUUUUAUUCGACAAAAGUUGACUUAACUGGCUAGAAUUGACCUUAAACGAUUACGAUCACCUUACACACCCAAACCAAGCCUUAAUCAAAUCUGUAAAUAGUCAUUUUGAACCCUCUCUUCCUUGCUCCUCUUCCUUAUUCAGUUUCAUCCUCAGCCUUUCUCUUUAGCUAUCUGCCACAAAGCCUCUCCUAUAAUUGCACAAACACACAAAUAGAUCUUGACUGUAGUCGACUAGAAACCAGACACUUCUGUGCCUGAGGUAAAAUUACUGUUUUUUUUAAUUAGCAGUGACUGAUUUCCAUCAAGAGAGCGAUGCACCUCAGGUGUGUAAAACUAGGGCUCAGGUUAAAAAACUUGAAGAUUUAAUCAGUAAAACACACAAUACAGUAAGAGAUGGUUCUGAAUGUGGGAAAAGCAGAUGUAUCUGAACAGUCCAGAUGAAUAUUAACAGUGUUGUACUUUGUGUUUGUCGUAUUUUAAGACUGGUCUGUGUUUUUUGGUGUGUUAGGUUACCAGGCUGAAUGGAACCUCCCGGAAAAUACUGAUUUCUGAGAACCUUGAUGAACCUAGAGCCAUCGUCCUGGACCCUGUCAAUGGGUAGGUGUCAGCAUGUGGUUUAAGGGUUUUAGAGAUCUGGAGGUAAGGAUUUGGGAAAAAUCAGGAAAGACAAAAAUAAGGAUGUGAUAAUAACAUCAGCUCUAAGAUAAGUUUUUUGUCAGAGACUGUUCAGAUCCAGAGGUAAUCUGUGCUGAUUUCUUUAUGAGGUUUAAUAAAUUAGAGUCAAAGCCCCAACGACAAUCUCAAUAAAUCCCUGCAAAGUUAAGUCUCUGGUUUUACUGUUCCUAUAACUCAUUUCUGUCCUCUCUCUCUCUCAGCUUCAUGUACUGGACUGACUGGGGCGAUCAUCCAAAGAUUGAAAGGGCCAACCUGGAUGGGACAGACCGGGUGGUACUCCUCAACAGUUCUCUGGGCUGGCCGAACGGACUGGCUUUAGAUCUCUCCGCAGGGAAACUCUACUGGGGAGACGCCAAGACCGACAAAAUAGAGGUAAGAAUGCUAUUGUUAUGAAUGCUGUUUGGACUGCUAGGCCACAGAAUAAGUGUUCAGCAGAGCCCCGUGGUCCUGAUCCGGUGGGCUGCAGAGUUUGAAAAGGUGGAGAGACUCCUGCAGGGUUGUGUUCAGUUGUUUUCAUCUGGUCUGAUGAGAUCUGGGACGGCUAAGUUUGCUCUUAACUGGCCAAGAGGUUUUUCACUUUCUAUCUCUGAUAUAUUCAUGUUCCUGUCACCUGUUUCCACUUUGUCUAAUCAAAUCAAGUGUUUCCUCAGAUGAAGAGCCGGUUUGUCAUAAAACUGGUCCCAGAGCUUCAAAUGCUUUUGAUGUUUAUGAGCAACAAGUCUGCAGGCGCUCGUUUCACACAGCAGCAGACGAGUUUAAUCUUCUGUUUCCUAUUUGGCUUCAGACAGCUCAUCAGUGGAUCAUGACGAAACCUCACGGCCAAAAGAGGUCCAGUAGCUCUUAGUUAGAUCAUUAUUAUUUUAUUUUUAUUUAUAAAAGGGUAAAGAAAGUGGACUUUAGUGAAAACUAAGAUCCCUCAGACUAGAGGCCAUGUGCUUUCACCCUGAUGAAUAUUAAAUGUAGUGUUGGGGCCGAUCCCAGUUGUAACCCUUAGCCCUUGGUUUUGCGCAUUCACCUCAAGGGAUGCACCGAUCCGCUUUUUUCACCUCUGAUACAGAAAUCUACGGUUUAAUAUCGUCCGAUACCGAUCUGAUUCCUACACAGAAAAGCUGCGGUUAAUUACUUGACAAAUGGUCUGUCCCAUUGUGUGGAAAAUACUGGGAUCAUUCUGUUGUGCAUCACACUUGACUUAACAGAUAUAAAUGAGUUACUUAUUUAUUCAAUAACUGUGCAUCAGUACAACAAUCUUAAACCAACAACAAAAUAUGACAAGUGUAGGAAAAAUGUCAGAUCUGGAAGAUAAAAUCCAAUGUAAAAUAAAAUAAAAUAAAUAUUAAACAAUAAAGAAGCUGAAAAAAAAAAAAACAGAAACAAGAUUUCUAACUUAACCUGCAUAAAGCCUUUUUAGAUUUUUCAGUCUGUGUAGUUAAGGACUCGUAAUGCAUUUGGAAGGGCAGGGAUCUCCCAGAACAGAGCCACACCACCAAAUAUAACUUACUGCAUGAAGACAAUAAUCCUCAAUGAUAAAACCUUUUUUUAGAUGUUUUUGAACUAUUUUAUACAAAAUCACACAUAACAUGUUUUGUAGAUCCUUGACUGAAAUCUUUAAUCUUGUGGCUGAUUUAAAAAUAAAUUAGAGAGUUGCAAAAGAUCAAAAAAGUAGAAUCAGUGGGUUUGUUCACUUUUGGUUUGUGUAACAGUAACUUCUUAAAUCCUAAAAACAAGUUAAUUGUUGAGGAAACUGACACAGUAGAGUGUUGGCUAGUGCUUGUUGAUUGGCGUUUGUAGACUGUCUAGGGUUUUAUUUUUUUUUUCAUUGAGGGUACCACAGCAGUUUUCCGGUGGAGGAGAACUUGUGCAUGUUUUCUGCAAACAUGAGAAAACUGUGAGCUGAUCUGUCAGUGAGUUUUAAGGCUGUAAUUCAGUUGAACUGGUCUGAUUUGUUCUUGAGGAGGUCUGCACGCUCAGUCUGAGCUGCAGAGGAAACCGAGUGAAUCAGGGCAGGGGGCUUUUGUUGUGUUUGCCCUUCCCCCUCUCACUUCUCUAGCUCCUUUAGAGCAGGUGUUUCUUUUUUGCUCUCUGUCCGUAUCAAACCUUAUGUCUCUGUUUAACUCUGCCCCUCUCUUCCCUUUAGUUAGAUUUCUCAGUUUUCUCCUCUCUUUCCGUUUGCAUGUGUUGCUCCUUGGUGAGUCUGUGAUGGUGUCUGGUUAGCGUUGUCUGGUUGUCAUCGCUGCGUUUCGCUUGUUUGGCUGUCGAUGUGGCGUCUGCAGAAUAUCUCAAGUUCACUCCAGUUAACAUAUUUCCAUCGCAGCAGAGAGAGGAAGAGCAAGGAGAAGAACAAAAGAGGGAAUGCCUGAGCUUUCUGGCUGAAUGCUUACCAAUUGAAAAAAGGUGGCUGCUCUCUCCCUCCCUCCCUCGUCUCCCCCUCUCCUCCCCCCGUCAGGGUGAAAGGACCCACCUCAAAGGGCUUUUUCACGUUUCAGCCUUGUUUUUAUCCUGUUGAAAAGAAGCUGCUGCUGGGUGUGAAGACAUUUCCAUUGUAUGUCUGCCUGUGUCUCGCUUGUGCGUGUGUGUGUGUGUGUGUGUGUGUGUGUGUGUGUGUGUGUGUGUGUGUGUGCAGAAGUCUGAUUUUGAGCUGUGUUUGUUGCAACUGUGCACAAAGACACAAAGAUUUUCAGAAAUCUUUAUAUACCACGAUAUCCUUCCUCCCUGAAUACCUACUUUUACAAAAAUCCAACAUAUAUCUUCGUGCUGCUGCUGCUUAAAGACAGAAAAAACAAACAGAGUCCAUAUUGCACACAGUAAAAUACAACUGUGUAAUCCAGCAGCAAAAUAAGUGCAUAAAUAUUACCAGCUCGCCGUCCUUUGGUUUAUUUUUGAUCCUGUCUGAUGGUGUUGUGGUGUCAUGUAGCCUGCGUACAUGCAGCAACUUUUUGAUACAGAGAGAGGCGGAUGGUUUUUAACAUAGUGGCAGAUUUAAUGUCAUUCAGACCAAAAUAUUUUAGUGUUUCUUUGUGUUCCAAGCAAGUUCAGGGACACAGAAGGAGGAAAAAAUUUACAUGAGCUUCUCCAGGAUCAAAGCUGAAAUCUGCUGUGUAAAUAGUAGCACCCCUGACUGCAGCUCCACCCGGCUCUUAAAGGAAAUCAGAGGGGUUUGAUUCUUGUUACACCAAAAAUACAUAUUUUUUCCAUCGUUAAGCAAGUUAGUUUUAACUCUGUGCCUCACGUAGUGAUCAGACUGUACACUGCCUCUUGUUUGAAUCCUUCAGCCUGUUAGGAAGCCAAAUUUGGUAUUAUUAUUUACCAGAAACUGGACUAGUGACUCUCGUUGUAUUUUUACCUGCUGAUGUUACUCAAUUGUGGUCCCAUCUCUGGGUUUUUGGGUGGUUGUAGAAGGACAGCUGCUUUGCCCAAAGUUGACAUUCUGCCCUUACUUUGACUUUCAUUUUGCUUUCUGCGUUGGAAAACUGGAAAUACUUCCUUGAGAUUCUUCUCAGAUGUUGUGUCGUGAUCAUCUGCUUGCUUGUUCACAUCCACAUCCUAUUUUUUGUUUUGAGAAUCUUCUCUGCAUGAAUUUACAAAGUCAAGAGUGCCAUUCAGUAGUCAGGUUACGACGAAAGUUGCCCCCUGUUGGAAUAAAUAAACUUCAUAGGUGAGUUUGAACUUUUCUUUGCAAGUUUCAUCGAAGACCGCCCUUAAAUAGACCGACAGAAAGGAAUGGUCGUUUCCAGACACUGGAAGAGCCUACAAAGUGUUUUGAACCCCUGACAUAGAUGACACUACUCCAUCUCCCACUAUUUAAAAGAUAAAAGAGGUCAAAAUAAACAUGUGCUUGGAUAAAAUUAGUUUCUUUUGAAAAUAUAAAUAAAUGUAUGACAGUUUGGUUCACAAAGUGCAAGAAAUCAAGUGUUUGAUACUCUAAAUGCUGUGCAACAAGAACAAAUGUAAGCAAGACGGUUCAGGUGCAUAUUUACAGAUGUUAUGUAUGUUACUGUGUUGUUUGUGGAGGUCUGGCUUAUGUUUUUCGGUGCGGUACGUAACUGUGAAAUCUUUUGUUUAUCUCGGUACAGGCAGUAUUAACAGUGUGUGCUCGAAUAUUGUGAGGGUACAUCUUUACAGACAAUACGGUGCAUGUCAGAGAGCUGAAAGGUGCUCAGAGCCCUCCAGUUUACCUUUUGAAAGAGAGAACAGAGAGAGAAUGAUAAAUCACCAAGGCAGACAGCAGACUUUGACCAGGAGCGCUAGAGUAAAACUGGCUUUUAUUUGUGAAGGUAACGCUGUGUACAAUCACACACUGAGCUGAUUUUUGUUUGGAGCAAAAACAAAAAAGACAACGUAACUCUGAGGUUCCUUACAGCGCUGUUGUGGACUCUCUCUCUCUCUCUCUCUCUGUUUUCGAGUAUUUUUAAAGAAAUCUGACUCCCCCUCUGCAGCCUCCCGCACCUCCCCCUCCAAUGGAAGAAAAAACCCUCUGAAGUUACCGCACGGGCACCCUCCUUUUCAAAGAAGUGUGUGUGUGUGUGUGUGUGUGUGUGUGUGUGUGUGUGUGUGUAAGACGCAGAGUUCACCGCUUUGACUGAUGUGUUACUUUCUCUGCACACACACAUACACACUCACACAGACCGGCUGCUUUGUUGUGAUUAUGCAGAUUGACUAUGCGUAGCGCCAUUCAGUCACACUGUGGAGCCAUAUGGUAACACUUUUUGUUUGUGUGUGUGUGAGUGUGUGUGUGUGUGUGUGUGUGUGAGCUGGGUCUUGCAGAGCUGGGAGGUGUCUGCUGGAAUUUCCCCUCUGAAGGCCCUGCACCUUGUUUGAAUAGCGCGUCUCUUUACCUGAGUCUUGUUUCUGUUACCGUGGAGUCCGACGACACUCUGAGCCUAAAUGUCAGCGCUCAGAGAGGUUCAGAGUUGUACUCCAGUUUUAAGCUCUUUUCUCUCUAUCUGUUUUUUUUUUUAAAUUUAUAUAUUUUACACUUUUACUGCUUCACAUUAUUUACUAUUUUCUGUCAAGUUUUGUUUCUGCGCGGACCAGAAGACACAGUUUACUUCUGGAUCUUCCUUGCUCAAAUUUGCGAAAUCAUGUGUCUUCAUUCUUGGUGUUUCAACACAAAUUCAACGUUUCCCCUCAAGAAACAAGAGAAAAACAAACUUUAUCCUCUCUCAAGGUGUUUCUUUUUUCAAACUUAGCAAACUUCUGAUGUGAACAAAGUUUUACUGAGAUUUCAUCUUAGCUCAGAACCAAAUCCUAGAAACACUGACAAGCAAACUUUGACUGAUUUAAACACCUUAAUGACAAACUGAGACAACACUGUUUUAUUUUUCUGAAUUUUCUGAAUUAUGUGUAUGUAUUACCAAAUAACGUAUAUAUUACAGAUACCGUAUUGACCCAAUAUGGGUAUAUUUUGGGGACUAUCUAGUAGGGAGAGACUUUUAAAGACCAAACUAGUUUGUACAGAAAGCUAUUUUAAUUGAUAAUAAUAAUUAAAUGCACACUUAACAGAAAACAAGUCGUUUUUGAAUGUCUGUCAAAUACAAUAAUGUUUUCAAUAUCUAUGAAUGACAGUCACAGCUCAAUUUAAUUUAAAAAUCAUCACAUGUACAUGAAGUGUCCUGAGGAUUGUUGCGCAGAGACGGCACAGAUUUACUGAAACUAGAACUAGCCGGACACUACAAAUCUGUUCAAAACUGUUCCAUCUGCUCUAUUUCUGUGCUAUUAAAGUGACCUCUGUUUCAGGCUCUCCUUACAGGACCUUCACAGGUUAGCUGACUGCAGGAACAGCCUCUGACUGGUCAGAGAGACGAAGUUCAGUUGACAUUGUGUAGUUGGCUUAAUGUACACACACCUGGUUUAACCUGAGAAUUGUUUGGAUGUGAGUAUUAAUUGAAGCAUUUAGAUAAAAAUACUAAAUAAAUGAAGAGAAGAGACCUUUUGAAAUGUAAAUGUGCUGUGGAGAAGAUAGUUGUUUUAAUUUCACCCUGGAGGUGAGAGGAUUGGCUGAUACCGACGUGGACUUGUGGUCAUCUUUGAUAUCAUGCUGGUGUUUUGUUCCCUCCUGCUGGGACAACAACCCCGUCCGUUGGUUUCGUUCCUCUGUUUUUGUUUUUUUUAAAUGCAAAUAUUUAAACAUAGUUUUUAUCCUCAGUUUAUUUUGCAGUUUUGUCUCCAUUUAGACAUGAAAAACAAGAACCUCAAAGUCAUCAGUGUGUAUAAGUGUAUAAAGUCUGAGUUCAGGGUUGGUCACAAAGGGACAAGAAAACUGUUUUAAAAUGCAGAUUUUUCAGCAGGGUCUUAGUGUUACAUCACUCAACUGUUUUGGUCGCCUCUCGCUCACAGAAAGUGGAGCUGUGCUCAGUUCAGUCAGAUGUUUGAAUUGGUUCAAAUUUGUGUUACAGUUUAAAUGUUUGUGUAUUUGCACGGUGAGCUCAUCUGUAGAUGGUUUUACAGUGAACCCACAGGUGUGAGUGAACCAGGAGGUGAGGGGUUAACCCGACUGUAAAGGGCCUAUUUUAAAGCUGGCAUGUGUUGGGUGUAAAUAUAGUGAACAUGUAUGACCAUUGGAACAUGUGACUGGAUGCACAGGGAGCAUGGUGAGCAGAAUAACAUGAGAGGAGAGCACUGAAAUAAAGAGGUCUCAGUCUGGGUGAGACCUGAGUGAGGAUGAAGAUGAAGACGAGAGCUUUGUGUUUGCUCUGCUCUUCUCUGAUCGCUGAAUGGAUCAAUCAGAUAAAAGAUUGAACUGAAGGUUUGUGUGCUCGCUGGCCUCUGAGAGGUUCUUUGCUGCCCCAGAGCUUUAUCCCGGUGAGGGCCGUGAAAGAUGAUUUGAGACGCUUUGAGAGCCGCUGAGCCGCUCUUUAAAACAGCCUCUGAGCUGAUAAUGGAGCCGGCGGCCAGCGACAGGAAAACACACGGAGGAGAUCCAGCUCUGACAGGCAGCAGCACACUGAGCUUCUGUUCACUGCUCUGAGCUCGAGACGCUGAUGAAGCUGAAACCAGGACGGCUUGAAUAAGAGGAACCAGGCCCUGCUCCAGCCCGCUCUGCUGGUGCCAUGAGGACAGUUUCAGAGUUUACAUCAGACUCUGUCCUACGCCUGCUACAAGGCAACAGGAGAGCAUGUUAAUAAAACUGAUGAGAAACUGGAUCCUUAAAGAAGAGAGGCUGCUCAGCUACUGCAGCCGGGCUGUCAUGCACCAAAACAGUCGACAAACACGUCAGCAAAAGGCGAACAGGCUAUAUGUCAAACUGUGAAAAUACUGACAUCUUUAUGGCUCUGUUGGUUUUCCAUCUGUCACUUUUUGAUGCCCCCUCUUUCCUAGUGGGCUUCCUUCUAUUCCUUCCUUCUUCCUACUAUUAGUGCUGUUCAGAGCCUUACCUGUACACUGUGCAGCAUGCUCAAACUACCUCCCUUUAGUAAAAUCUUGGUUUUUAGAGGUCUUACAUUUGAGUUUUUCAGAUGAAGCUGUUUCUGUAGCGUUAAAUAAUAACAGGCUAACUGAGGUUGAUGGUUACAAUAAAAAGCUGAAUAGCAUCCUGUCACAGUGACACAGAAACAUCUCAUCUCAGUCAGACGGGUUGGAGUUAUUACAAUCACAAAAUGUGCAGGAUGAAACACGUCCAGUCAGCUCUCUUUAUUCUGUUAAUGAUCGUUACAGGCAGGGAGUGUUACUGCAUCCUACAGUGUGAUGACAACACUUAACCCAACCCAUCACAAUAACCUGAGACCGUCCUGAUCCAGAUCCCGAGUCUUCGCCCUUCAGCUCCAAGUGUUCGAGUCUCUGCUGCGACAUGUUUCCAGAAACCCUGCUGAGCUUCCUGCAACCAACUCGCACUUUUUAGACAAAUCACACACACACACCUGUUGUUGUUCAGAGUUUCCACGGUGACCUGCCAGCUGUGUGUCGCUCUCUCCAUCCCUCCAUCCUGCUACGACAGACUGACAGUAGCCGUAUGUCUCAUUUCCUGAGAGAGCUGUGUGUGUGUGUGUGUGUGUGUGUGUGUGUGUGUGUGUGUGUGUGUUUGUGUGUGUGUGUGUGUGUGUGUAGUGGCAGUUCUCACGUAUUUCAUUAGAAAAGUUAUAUUGUGGUCUGAUGUAAGCAGUGUUGUGGUGAACAGGCAGGAGCAGCUCUCAGCCCACAGCUCUGUGUUUGUGCGUGUUCGUGUGUUUUUGUUUCACUUCUCUCAUAUUGACGGGAUACGACAGUCACCUCUUUCUACACCAGUUACAGAAAUGCAGUGAAAGACAAAACAUGUGUUGUAAGGUUUCAGCUAAAUUCGGUGUCCAACAAUACUUAGUGCACUGCUUGAGACUAAAAUGUGUGCUUGAUAUAUUUUACAGACUAAUCUAGUUUCUCAAAAUCCUUUGAACAUGCUGACUCACUGACAGAAUGCUGCAGUGGAUCGGAGAGACCUACUGUAAAUCUUUACGUAUUUAUUUUUCUGUAUUGUUUUGUACUAAACCACACCAACAAUUUAAAGGUCUGUUAUCCUGUCUCACUAGUGUACCCUCACAUACCAGGAAAGUACUGGGUGAUAAAACAAAGACCUACCUGUUUUUUUUUUUUUUUUUUCUUUUGGUCUAAAGUGCCAACACUUUCUGCUACCUCGAGAUAGCUACUCACCACCUGUGUACCUGACCACACCUGGUUUUAAGACCAACACACCCACUGGUGCUAACAUGAUGUAAGAUACACAGCAGUGGUGCUGGGCGUAAAAAUGCAACUCUACAAGUUGGGCCCCAUACAGUGGUAACAGAUGGUUCCAGAAAGAGCUACACAGAAACACAAAAAGUGCAUGUUGUGGACUUAAUUGAACUACAUGACAAGAAGUUUUAACCUUGACCCCCAUUAAUAGAGCAGUGCGUCUUAUAUUCUGGAUUUUGAGGUGGUACUGACAUCCUGAUCCCUCACAUAUCUGGGACUGCAGUGUGUGUGUUCAUGUUUAUCUGUGAAUAUGAGGCUGCAUGAGCGUAUGUGAACUGUCCUGCGACGGUCUGACUUCUGCCGGCGUGUCCGAUCAGACCUUUGUUACUUUUGUGUUUGCUCGCUCUUUCUGUCUUUUUGUCCUUUUUUUUCUCUCCAACGUGUCCAUCAAGAAAUGAGACGUUCUCACACCCAAAAUGAAGAAAGACGGGGGUAAAAAAUCACGCUCCCAGUGCAUAAUUCUUCCUGAAAAAGGCAGCGUAGAGAAAGAGGGAGCAGGAGAGGAGGAGAGGCAGAGAAAGGGAGUCUCUCUGCCAUCUUUUCACUGGGAUGGCCAUGUCUAAUUGUGUCACAGUGAUAAAUGAAUAGGUUUUUUGUGGAGGGGUUGGGAACCUCCCUUGGAUCAGAGGCCCAUCAAAGUGAAUGGUUUAUUUUUUCUGUUUGCUCACCCCCGCCCUCUGAAUGGGUAUUUAAAUUAGUAUUCACUAAACAGAUAGCUGGAAACACGGCUGCUCAUCACAGCAACAACUCUCAUUCUUCUGACUCUGCUUUUUUUUCCUCUGGAUCACAGCAGAAGGACAAAUAUUUGAGGUGUGGAGGUCCGGCUGAAAUCAAAUCCAAAUAUGAGGUUUAUUCAAGGCAAUGUUUUGUGAAAUCCAGAGUUACUGGAACUCUUCAGUUCUUACCAAACUCAACCUUUGUUACAGGCAGGACUUUUUGUUUUUCAUGGACACAAACUGAGGUGUAGCAAGAGUUGUUUUUGGCUUCUCAACCCUGAAAACCUUUCUGUAGUCCUUUCCUUUAAGUGGAGACUCUGAGUUUCAACCCCCAAUGGACCAUUUCCUGUGUGUGUACGUGUGCAUGCGUGUGUGUGGACAAAGGAGUCAGUGUCUGUUGGCAUCCACGCAUAACUGUGAAUUUCUCCUUUUUGUGCAUCUCGCCUUCACUCUUACUUUUCAUCCUCAGUAUUUCAUCGUACAGGGUAUUGCCUGGUCUCUCUUACACAGCUACUGAACAUUUGGACAGGAAACCAUAAGCAGAAAAAAAGAUCUCAUGAUUAUCACAUUUGUCACAGAAUAACCCAUUUGACUUCGCCGAUACCGAAGUUAGUAUCCUAAUACCCAAUAUUGAAAUGAUACUAAAAACUUAAACAGUACUGGUUCAGUUUCCACGACUUGAUCAAGCAGAAUCAGGGUGUCCAAGCCUCAGUCAAGUUUAGAUUUUUAAUUAUGACAAUAUUUAAACACUGUAAAAACAAUGUAAAUCAUCCAUCCAUUAUACUUUUCAUUUAAUCUAAAAAGUGAUUCUCAUUCAUAUCGAUAUAUCAUAUUAAAUUACCGUUUUAAAACAACAUUUAAAACAAAUAUAUACGACUAAGUAUGCUUAGCAGGGUGUAAUCAGAAAUAGAUCGGUCCCCGCUGAGAAUCUUGUGUUUUACUGUUUUCUUUCUGAAGACAUGACCGUUUCUUUUAGUUCGAUAUAUUUGUUCAUACUAUAUUUAUACAAUUAUUUAUUAUAUUUAUUUGUAUAAUGUCGGUUUAAGGCCAGUGAAAAUACAGUUUAACCCAACAUCACCAAAAAGUUGUAAACACACAGGCUGCCAUCUUGGUGAAUGCACAAGGAGCCCAAAGCUUUCAUCUGUGCCGUCCACACGAAAACAACUAAGUGGGGUUUAAAAAUCUCCACCUCAGAAGGCACGUCCUCCAUUUUCAGUGAGCUAAAACUGUUUCUGCAGAGACAUAAAACACAGACGAACAAAAGCACACGUUCAAAAACUUCUGCUAAUGUGCGUGGAUAGAGCCUCAGUCACUUCCAUCAGAUCAGUCAUUUAACCAACAUAAAGUAGCCGUAACUAAACUCUGAGGAAAUUCUUAUACUUUGCUGUUGAGAAUAAAAAGUAUAAAAUAUAUUGAAAUUUGGGUUUAUAGUGUGACACUCAUCAAAAUAUUUUACCACAUUUUCGACCAGCUAGCUCUUCUGUUUGCAAUUUCUGCAGCUGGAUUUAUCAAGCUGCCAUCCAGUAAGAACAAUGAGACUGAAACUUUUACUAUCAGCUGUUUGAGUUAAACUCACUGACUAGAACUGAAGCUGGAAGGAGAGAAACUCUAGUUAUUACCGUCACAGAUUGUUGUCCUACAGGACCUUUAAACGCCGUAUGGUGGCGCAUUUAACAGACUAACUGUAGGCACACUGCACCCUUUGAAUCAGUCUGUCUUUUUCCUAACUCCCAUGAUUCCUUGCAUGGGCUAUGAAUUUGUCUUCUGGAGAUGUGAUUGCUAUUAAACUUGGUGUUGAGUCCUUGAAUUUCAGAGUGAACGUACACAGUGUGACUGACUUUUGCAACAGCACCGUUUGCUUUGAAAGCCUCUUUUUUGAAAUCAUGUUUGGCAGUUUGUUGGGAUUUUCCAAGAAAGAAAGAAAGAGUGGGAUGACAUGCAGCAGAGGGUAGACAGCUGUCAGUGAACCCGGGGCCAGUGUGAGCAGGACUCAGCCGCUGCAUGCAGGACAGUCAGUCUUGAGCUCUUUAAGAUCACCCGUCUUAUCCUUCACCCCAGAAAAUCCAAACUACCAUGACCCUGCUCAUGUUAUCAAGCCUUAUCAACUGUAAAUGUUUGCGUGCGUCUGAUUUUCCUGAAAAAUCUGGCAGCAGAAAUCAGCCAGAGGCCUUGGAGCAGAAUCAUAGUCACUGCGAACAGGCUGCACGCCUGCCAGUACACACUCUGCAUUACACACACAGACCACAGGAAGAAAGAAAAACACUUUGCAGAUGAGUGUGUGUCUAAAAUAAAAGCCUGAGUCUAUUUCAGUCCCUGUCAGUCCAGUAAUAACCCCAGCACAGAGGAGAGGAGGGACACACAUGGGCUCUAAUUGUAACCUUGUAGAUCGCAGCUCUCACUCCUGCACACACUCACACACACUUAAACACAUGCACACAGGAACAUGUUGGCUGCGGUGCCUGUAUCCGCUUUCAGUCUAGUAAUAGAAGCCUUGUGACUGAUUCACACACACACGCACAAGGCAUUGGUGUGUUUCUAACAAUGUUAAUGGUGAUUUGACGAGCGGUGCCUAACUUCAUUUUCAUGGAACUUACUGAAAAAUAAACUGAAGACUUGAAAACAUAAAUCAUCUUGUUUUUGUUACCACAAGAGUAUUUGGGCAUUUCAAACAAAAAUACCAUCUAAUAGUGGAAAGGCGCUCCUACAAACACACACACACACACACACACACACACACACACACACACACACACACACACACACACACACACACACACACACACACACAGACUCAGGCUACACACAAAAGCUAAUGUUGCUGUGAGCCUGUUUUGCAUUAUGAAUAAAUUAAAGAUUGACACUGACUGACGCACAUCAGUGAAAUAUAUAAUCACACUUUUCAGCAUCUGGGUCUGUAAGUUUGUUUUCUCUGGUUCUGGUUCCUCAGCGGUGGCUUCACAGAGCAGAUACCAGCAUUACUGUGAUGCAGCAGUGUGGUGUGCGUGUUCAAAUUUUACAGUUAUUCAGACUGUACACUUAGCACUACACCCAUAUUAACCACUGACUUUAUGAAACAUAACAGAGUCUCAGUGAAGCCAGUCGUUGGUUUUUAUAAACAGUGGUGGUCUCCAAAUGCCGUCUUAGCCAAUUCAGGGUCAACCCAGUAAUGGGGAAAGAGUGGAGCUGAGUCAGAGUUGACUUAACCCACUUGUUAACUCAUCUCAGACGCCCCUCCCUGUAAAUAUGCAUAUUCAUGCAUAACUGUGAGUCUAGAGUCUGUAAACAGACACACACACACUCAGUGAUUGAAUAAAGAAAUAAGUCAAAACCUGUUUUCAGUACCAGGCUGCAGUUUUGUUAAAUACUGCUGUAAACUUCGACACUUUUACGGUGCUGUUAAAUCAGAUUCCCCAGCUGUGGCAGCUAGCCUCGAGUGGACACUUGAGGAACUGCAGUUUUCUGCACUUUUUUGACCCCAGAACUUGCUGCCAACUCUGGGUUGGUUUAAACUGGUGGUUACUUACACAUAUUCUUUUUAUGCAGUUGGUAAAAAAGUUUUAGGGUGCAAUAGCCACCUGCUGGAGGGGUUCAGAACUGCAAGCAGUUUUUCAGGUGACUGAAGAACUCUUAAAUACUGAAUUCAUGACAGAUUUAAAAUGGCUUCAAACUUUUCUGCUGAGGCUGCAGCGUAUCCAUUUUUCUCCUGCUGUAAGGUCAAAGUCCUCUUGACUGUAAAAUGCAUUUAUUUAAAGAAACUUUUUCAGCUCCUCUUUAAAAGGAGCAGGACCUCCUCUGUCAUCAUGUACUUAACUUUGAAUUUGUCAUCACACUAGGGAAGAAACGGGCUGUAAUAAUGUCAGUUUGAGUGGAAUUCCCCUUUAAAAUCCCUCCGUAGCACUGUUAUUUUUGACGCAUGGGACGUACGUCUUCCUGUGGACGUCCCCAUUUUCUCCCGCUCUGUGUCAGUGGUCAGUUUCUCCCUCCAUCCUGUUUCCUUCAGCUCCUCUCCUCCCUUCCUGACUCUUUACCCCCAGCCUUUCAGUCAUAUUUGUCCCCCCUCCCUGGGGUCAAAGGUCGGGGCAGCAGUAGAAUAGAAGCUGUGGAGCUGGAGUAAGCUCAAGGACUUUUCAGUGAAGCUGUCACCACAUUUUCAGGACAUAGGAGGAAACUUUUUACCCCCCUAAUGUGUUUUACAGUCACUUUACAGUUUAAAGGAAAACAUUAAACUUGUAUUUUCCAAGGAGAAAUAAUGAAAAAGGUGUUAAAGUCUGUUUUUAAACGUUAAACUAAAGUGCUAACUUUCUCCUGUCCCCUUCCUCUUUCUCUCUCUUUCUAUCAGGUAAUAAAUGUGGACGGCAGUAACAGACAGACCCUUUUGGAGGAUAAGCUGCCGCACAUCUUUGGUUUCACUCUGCUCGGAGAUUUCAUCUACUGGACCGACUGGCAGAGACGCAGCAUCGAGAGGGUCCACAAGGCCACGGCAGUACGAGAGAUCAUCAUCGACCAGCUGCCUGAUCUGAUGGGGCUGAAGGCGACCAAAGUGACAGAGACCCAUGGUGAGGAGUAGACGGUGCUGGAAGACAAUUUUAAAGAGGAAAUGAAGUGAAAUGAUGACUGAUGAAGUUUAUCUUUCUCUUCCAGGUACGAACGGCUGUGCAGUGGAUAACGGCGGGUGCAGCCAUCUUUGUUUCUGGUGUAAACAGGUGGUCAACUGUGCCUGUCCGAUGGGGAUGGAGCUGCUGUCAGACCUGCAGACCUGUGUGGUGCCUGAAGCCUUCCUGCUCUUUACAAACAGGUGAGCUGCUCUUACCUGCACAGAAACCCGGCUGCUCCUGAGAUAUGACCAGGUAGUGAUGGUUCUGACUCUCUUUCAGGGACAACAUCCGCAGCAUCUCUCUGGGUACGAACAGUAACGACGUGGCCAUCCCUCUGAGUGGAGUGAAAGAGGCGUCUGCACUAGACUUUGACGUGUCGGAAAGAAGAAUUUAUUGGACAGAUAUUCAGGCCAAGGUGAAUUUGAUUUUGAGUUUUGUCCAAAUGGUUCCUUUUUUUCAGGGCUGGGGGUCUAUCUGCUAAUUAAAAGUGUACACUCUUAAACCCUCAACCUCAUCUCUCUGUCCCGUUUUUCUCUCAGACCAUCAGCCGAGCAUAUAUGAACGGCAGCUCUGCGGAGCACGUCAUUGAGUUUGGACUCGACUACCCAGAAGGCAUGGCGGUGGACUGGAUGGGUCGGAACAUUUAUUGGGCUGAUACGGGCACGAACCGCAUCGAGGUGGCCCGGCUGGAUGGACAGUACCGCCAGGUUCUGGUCUGCAAGGAACUGGAUAAUCCCAGAUCACUGGACAACCCUCGAUCCCUCGCUUUGGACCCUGCCAACGGGUAAGAACAGGAACUCCAACACUCUCUGAACACCCUUAGAUAAUAAUAUCACACUUUUUACCCUCUGCUCUAUCCUGUACUUUGGUUAGUUGUUUAGGGAGAUUCUUUGGCGCCCCCUGUGGACAUUAUCUUUAGAGCUCUGGUAACAUGGAUUUGAUAAUCUUACAGUUUGUAUCUUAUUCAGAGUGAAAAAGUCCUAGUUUCUCUUUGGGAGAGCAGGUUAAAGUAGGCCGGGUAGCUGAUCUUAGAUGGAAAUAAAUAGGCAAAUCCCUAUCCAGAUCCAGAUCCCUCCGAUCCAGAUCAGAUUUUCCAAACAGCCUGGCUCUGAGUUAUCCUGGAGGUCCCUGUGUCUCAGAGGUAUGAAUCUGUGCCAAUGACCUCAUGUAGCGUGUGUUUUCUCUCAGUCUGAGGUAGUGAGAGCGUGGCCAUGUCAUCCUGUUGGUAUGCAGGUACGCCAGCCAAAGCCACGCCCCCUUUUUCAUAACCCUCCAGCUGAGUGAGGCAGGAUGCUAUUAAACCUGUUUGUUACCAACCUUGCCAACCUUACCAACCCUGCAGACACUCCUCUGCUCCUCUGUUCCUGUGUGUGUGUGUGUGUGUGUGUGUGUGUGUGUGUGUGUGCGUGUGUGUGUAUGUAUGUACCUGUGCCAGCCUGUCAGACCCCAGCUCCUGUCACUCACCUGCUGAUGUCUUCAUGAGGUCAUGCCUCACACCUGUCAGCCCGCUCGCCUCCAGGCAUCUGAUGUCAUUUAAUGAUCACACUCUGGUGCUCUCACAGUUGAAGACAAUAAAAUAAAAGUGUUUUUGUUUAGUAGGAAACAGCAGUUAGAAAGUGGAAACAGGUCAUAGCAUUGGGAGGGAUGAUCUGAUGGAAGAAAUAUUUUUAUCACAAACCUCCUCAGUCUCUCUUUGCCUCUUUCAGUCUCUCUCAGUCUCUCUCAGUCUUUCUUUAAUUCUCAGUCUCACUCUGCCUCUCCCAGUCUCUCUUAGUCCCUCUUAGUCCCUUUCAGUCUCUCCUGGUCUCUCCUGGUCUCUCCUGGUCUCUCUGAUCCUCUUUGGUGGCUCUGAUUAAUGCAGGGAUUCAGAGUUUGUCUAACAGAUUUUGUUCUGUGUUUUCUUGCAGUUUUAUGUACUGGACAGAGUGGGGGGGUCGACCUCGGAUCGCUCGUGCCUACAUGGAUGGCAGCACCACCAACACCCUGGUGGACAAAGUGGGCAGGGCCAACGGACUCACCAUUGACUACGUAGACCAUCGGCUGUACUGGACUGACUUGGAUACGUGCAUGAUCGAGAGCACUAACAUGCAAGGUGUGCAGACCAGAAAUCACACUUAAUCCCCCAAGGAGGCACCAUGCAUGAAAUAAGACAUCACAUUCAGUCCUGAAUCAGUGGUUUCCAAAUGUUUUCUGCUCUUCCAGCUGUUUUUAGUGUGUACAUAAAAAAUUAGAGUCAGUCAUCAAGAAGUACUUACACAAUAAAACAAUACUGUAUAUAGUUAAAAUAGACCCGUCCCAUUAAACUAGUAAACUAAUCUGAUCUGUAUUUAUUCCAUUUAAGUGUGAUGCUCUGAACAGGCUUUCCACAAUAAUCUGAACAUAAACAUUGCUGCCCCAGUUUUAGGCGUCAUCGUACUUGAUUAAAGGUUUUCCAGCAGGUUUUGACAGGUUCUAAUUUCUCCUCCAGGCCUACAGAGGGAGAUCAUCGUGGACGAUCUGCCUCACCCGUUCGGUCUGACCCAGUACAGGGAUUUCAUCUACUGGACCGACUUCAACCUGCGCAGCAUUGAACGGGCAGACAAACGCAGCGGGCUCAACCGCACUGUGGUGCUGCAGGUACGAAACCCAGAUAUUCAGCAGCAGGUUUGAUCGGGAGAAUGUUUAAAUCUCACUCUAGAUUUAGUCUAAUCUGAAGUUAACUCCAUAAUAAAUCGGUUCAGUGGGGAGAUUUGAAUCAAUCAAUCAGAUCAGGAGAUCCUAAACUCUCCCUGUCCUCUGACUGUGUCCUCAGGGUCAGCUGGAGCUGAUGUUGGACAUCCUCGUCUUCCAUUCAUCACGCCAGGAAGGAACCAACGAGUGUUCCCAUAACAACGGGAACUGCGCUCACCUGUGUCUGGCCACGCCCGCUGGUGCUCGGUGCCGCUGUGCCUCCCACUACACGCUGAAUGCGGAUGGACGAAACUGCAGCUGUGAGUACAGAGCUGAGAGAGAGACAUGAGUUUGAUUUGGUCUGUAAAAUUGAUGAAAACCUGAACUGGGGGUGAACCACAGCUCAGCAGUCUAUGGUCUUUGUUUUUUAAGGAUGGGAGAAAGUUCAGGUAAAAAGUUUUCUAUCUGCAGUUUGUGUCUGUAGAGGCAGCUGUUGUCUCCCUAAAAUCAGCCUCAUGGCUCCACCUUCAGCCUGUUGGUUCACAUUAAAGCAUGCUUCAAACGAAAAACUCCACCCUGACAGAUGGAUAUAAAAAACACCAUUAUUGUUUCCUGCCUGGUUAAAAAUUUCCUAGAAAUAGUAUUCGGUACUUUUUAAUGUCUCUAAUCCAGGCAAAAAAGUUAAACAAAUACAGACGUUAUAAGACAGUUUCAGCUUUAAUCUUAAAACUUGUCCUGAUAGAGAAAUAGAACAGAGAAGGCAAGACAGAGGGAAAAAAAAAGAAACAACGAAAGAAGGAAUAUAAAUAGAACCAGAAAGAAUCGAGAAAAAAAAAAGGCAACAAACAUACAAGCAAGUAAAGACAAAAAAAUCUCUUCUCCCCCUGCAGCUCCCUCCAGUUUCCUGCUCUUCAGUCAGAAGGCGAGCAUCAGCCGGAUGGUUCUGGGUGAGCAGAGUCCCGACAUCAUUCUGCCCAUCCACGUCCUGAGAAAUGUCCGUGCCGUCAGCUAUGACCCGCUGGACCGGCUGGUGUACUGGCUGGAUGGACGGCAGAACAUCCGCAGGGCGAGGGACGACGGAGCCAUGGUAACACCCGACAUAUGAUCAGACAGAAAAUACAUCCGAUCAUCACUGAGUUUGUAAUGUGGAUUUAAUGAGAAAAUAUUUACCAGUUUAAAUGAAGGACAGUUUUUUACACUAACUUCCCUCAGUAAAAUGAUAAAAGUGUCCCUCUGUCAUAUUUCUUCCCUGAAUCUAAACCCUCAUUUCCACAAAAAAACAACAUCUUAUACCCUGUAUCUCUGUUUCCCUGCAGUCCUCCAUGAUAGUGAGCAGCACCGUUCAGGACAACCAGCUCCACGACCUGAGCCUGGACCCCUACAGCCGUCAUCUUUACUGGACCUGUGAGACCACCAACACCAUCAAUGUGCAGCGUAUGGACGGACACAUGGUGGGUGUGGUCCUGAAGGACGACACGGACAAACCACGCGCCAUCGUGGUCAACGCAGAGAAAGGGUGAGAGGCUGUUGUUGAACUUGGAAGCUGUGGUUUUAUUUCACAUGCACCUGUUGAUCUCGACACUUUCUUCUGGCUUUAACACACACAGACACACUCUGGGAACCGACUGCAUUUAAUACGAUGUUGAUGGGAUGAUUUUUACAUCUAUGAUGAAAAGUUGGGAGGGAAGCACUGAUGGAGAGCACUGACUCCUACUGUUACAGGCUUUUUGUUUUCUCUGCACCCUGCAGGUUUCUUUUCCAAUAUCAUCUCAAAUGAACCGUUUUUCCUUUCAGAGAACAUUCAGUCCAUGAUCUCUCUCUCUUUUUAUUGCACGCAAACGGGACUGUGCAACAAAUGUACCAACUCUCCCCCACUAAUAAGUUUUUUUUUUUUAUUGACAACUGAACAAGGAGGCUGACAUAUGUACGCAGUAGACUAGCAGGUUAUAUAGAUAUACGCACACGGAUGUACACAGUGAGGCCAUUAUUUAUGUCUGUCCAUCUGUGGUCUAACUGUGUAUUCUGUGUCUCACUUCAUCUGCUCUCCCUCUCUCUGCAGGUACAUGUACUUCACCACGGUUCAGGAGCGCUCAGCGAAGAUCGAGGGAGCCAGUCUGGACGGGACAGAGAGAGAGUCUCUGUUCACCACCGGCCUCAUCCGACCCGUCGCUCUGGCUCUGGACAACAAGCUAGGGAAACUGUUCUGGGUGGACGCUGACCUCAAACGCAUUGAGAGCAGCGACCUGACAGGUCAGUUCACCAUAACAGGAAGUAAAUAAAGCAGCAAGAUCAGAGGACCAGAGAACAUUUAGAUUCAGUUGUCCAACAUCAGAUGAAAUCUCUUGUUUCAUACGUGAGGUCUUUUGUCCCCAGUGUGAUGAUGUGUUCAUUCCAUUUGUCCAUCCCCCUCAGGAGCCAAUCGCAUCGUCCUGCAGGACUCCAACAUCCUGCAGCCGAUGGGUCUGACCAUCCUGGGAGAUCACCUGUAUUGGAUCGACCGGCAGCAGCAGAUGAUCGAGAGAGUGGACAAGCUGACCGGAGACGGACGCACACGCAUUCAGGGACGGAUCUCAUACCUGACCUCCAUCCACGCUGUGGAGGAGAUGGACCCUCAGGACUUUGGUAAAGACUGAAUGAUUGAGUUUCAGUGUCCAUCUUUCAGAGUACCUGAAACAGUUCAUGGCACUGUUGUUAGUGGAGAAUGUUUCCAGAGUUUAAGUGAUGUCUGUAUCUUCUGUCCAGCAUCACACCCUUGUUCCCGUGACAACGGAGGCUGCUCUCACAUCUGCAUCGCUAAAGGAGACGGUACGCCUCGCUGCUCCUGUCCCAUGCACCUGGUAUUACUGCAGGAUCUGCUGCACUGUGGAGGUAAACCACACUCAUUAUGCUUCAGCUUCAUCACUCUGUGUUCACUCCUACGUUUAGUCUCACUCUUUCUCCCCUCCUUCCUCCUCAGAACCUCCCACCUGCUCCACAGAGCAGUUCACCUGUUCCACAGGUGAGAUCGACUGUAUCCCCAUGGCGUGGCGCUGUGACGGGUUUCCCGAGUGUGACGACAGCAGCGACGAGGAGAACUGUCCUGUCUGCUCUGCGUUUCAGUUCCAGUGUGAUAAAGGCGGCUGCAUCGACGCUCAGCGCCGCUGCAACGGAGAACCCGACUGUGCCGACCACUCUGACGAGCAGGACUGUGAGAGUAUGUUCAAGAGGAUCUAUGCAUCAGCUCUCACCCAGUCAUUUUAUAACAUCUGAUACUUGGAAAUAAGUUUUAAUCUGAACCAAAUGAAAACAAUUGAGCUGGUUAUAAAAGCUUCAACUUCAAAUUAUUGCACUUGUAAUAACGGUCGUACUUUGUUUCUGUUUCCGCCACCUUGCAGCCAUCUGUCCUCCAAACCAGUUCCGCUGUGGGGAUAACCAGUGCAUCACCAAGAAACAACGGUGUGACAACUACUCCGACUGUCCUGACGGAUCAGACGAACUCGCCUGCGGUAAAAUCUAAAGCAUUUCUACACUUGUCUCUGUUUUUACACCUCUCAGGUUUGACUCUGACUCUGAGUCCUCUUUAUCUGUGCAGGAGAGUUUGUGUCUCCUCCAUCCAGUGGGCUCCCAAACACCGGUCCCAACACCAUCGGCCCUGUCAUCGCCAUCAUCCUGCUGGUCUUUGUGAUAGGCGGGGCUUAUUUUGUGUGUCAGCGGGUGGUGUGUCGGCGCUACAAAGGCCCUAGUGGGACUUUUCCUCAUGAGUACAUCAGUGGGACGCCUCACGUGCCUCUCAACUUCAUCGCCCCUAGCAGCUCACAGCACGGCACCUUCCAAGGUAACAAACAGACAGGUUUAGAGCUGUCAUGUUUAGAGUGGUAAAACUAACAGAUUUUUAAAAUAGGAAUCACAGUUUAUCUGGAGGAAAAGGUCUUCAGACACAGUCAGGAGAGACAUCCCUGCAACAAAGUUCUCCACCUUUUGUUUGGGAUUUGUUAGCCCCCCCAAAAAGGAGCUGAUACUCGUCUGAAGCCCCCCACUGAGCAUCUCCACUGAGUGCACCAUCUUCAGUCUGAUGGUUCUUAUUGAUACAUGCUUUAACCUCCAACACCACCAUGAUGGUUCAAUUUCAGAACUCUUACAUCAGUGUAUCUGUAUCUGACAGAUAAUCAAUCAAAAGAUGCCUGUUUCAGUCCUGGUUUCAGACCACACCGAUGCAGCAGUGCUGCACUUAUUCAAAUAAUAAAUCUAAAAGAUAAUGAAUGAUUUUUUUCUUGUCGUCAUUUGAUUCACAAAUGAAGACAGUAGUAAGAAUUAUUUUAACUGUUAUGAUGGACAUGUACAAUAAUGAAUAAUGAACUUGAAUUUUUGGGGUUACUGCAAAUCCACAAAACUAGUCUGGGUCAUUUUUCGUCAUUACUGCAGCGGGUAUCAGGCCUUUAUUUGAAGCAGGCUUGUAUUAGAGACAAGCCUCUAUAUUAAUUCCUCUCUGUCUGAGAAUUAUAAUUCUUUAUAUUUUGAUAUAAAGUGGUGUCCUGAUUCUGUAGAAGGACUGAGUGGCUCGAGUGCCCACUAAACCUGUGCAUAUGGGUCAAAAAGACAUUUUCAGAUUAAUGUAACUCUCCACACACUGCACAGAGGAGCACAUAUCGUCACCGUGCACCUUGUGUCUGCAGACAUUGAAAUGAUCUGAGCUUGUGAUCAGAUUAAGAAAAAUGUACUGGUUAGAUUCUUGAAAUAAGAUAUUUUCAUAUUUCAAUAACUUGAAAGGUAUUUUUUUCUUAUUCCACUGGCAGAUUAUUUUUUAGUCAUUGCAAGCACUUCAGCUCUUUGUCACAUCCUAAAUCACAUCCUAAAUUGUCUGUACUUGUCAGGUGAAUGUGGCUUAAAUUAAGCCUUGUUUUUUUGUCAUCAAAAUAAGAAAAAGACUCUGUCUGCAGGGAAGCAUUUAACAAAUGUAUCACACACACACAUCAUUGUUUGUUAAUCUAUCUCAGUGCUGAGGUUUCAGGGUUGAAAGGGUUAAGACUUUUCCACGUAAGAUGUUGACUUUUCAUAUCCUUUAGCGGGUUAACAGAUGUAAAGCCUCUCUUCACCUGUGCUGACCCUCACUCUUGUUGUUCCUGGACUGUCUGAUGUGUUUUUGAUAAUGAAAACAAUAAAAAUAUGGUUUAGAAAAACAAAAUCUCAUAAGUGACGUGUCUUGUGGCCGUGCAUGUGCAGGUAUUUCCUGUGGUAAGUCCAUGAUGAGCUCAGUCAGCCUGAUGGGCAGUAGCAGCAGUGGAGCGCCGCUCUACGACCGGAACCACGUGACCGGAGCCUCAUCCAGCAGCUCAUCGUCUACCAAAGGAGCUUUCUACCCUCAGGUAAACACACGCACACACGCACAAGCACACACACACACACACACACACACACACACACACACAACUGCUUCCUCUCUAUGCUGCAAUAACACCUGCAUAUUUUCACAUUUUGUUUCUGCAGAUCCUGAAUCCUCCUCCGUCCCCGGCUACAGACCGCUCUCUCUACAACACUGAGAUCUUUUACUCCUCCAACAGUCCCUCCACCACCAGAUCAUACAGGUAUGACACACACACACACUCUGAACAUGUGCAAUAUGGGAGAUGUGCAGUGUUUGUUUGUGGAUUUCAUUGGUCUGGGUUUCUCCUCAGAUAUGUGGAUUAUACUUUUUUGGAGGGGGUUGUUUAUUAACUCACUUUUCCUCUCUUCUCCUCCUGCUCCUCCUCCUGCUCUCCUCUCUUCUCCUCCUGCUCCUCUCCCUGCUCUCCUCUCUCUGGUGUUAGGCUUACAUAACAAUGUUAGAUAAACAUAUGAUUGGCCCUCCCUUUUAUAACCUCCAGGCCUGGAGUGUAAACAUGAUAACACUUGCUGACCAGAGUUAUGUCACUCACCCUGAUCUAAACUCUGUCUCCUCCUUCAGACCGUACCAUCCUGCCAGAGGAGUGGCCCCGCCCACAACGCCCUGCAGCACUGAUGUCUGUGACAGCGAUUACACACCUCACCACCCGCCGGCCGGGCUGGCGUCGUCAGCAGGCCGCUGGAAGGCUGUGGGCCACGGCGGCCACGGCAAACACAACAAGUACUACAUGGACCUGAACUCAGACUCAGACCCUUACCCUCCACCUCCCACCCCCCGCUCUCAGUACAUGUCAGCUGAGGAGAGCUGCCCCCCUUCCCCCUCAACCGAGCGCUCAUACUUUCACCUGUGCCCGCCUCCGCCAUCACCCUGCACCGACUCCUCAUGACCCUCUACAGCCCCUAAGUCCUGAGAGGGGGACAGAGGGAAGUCAGGGGAAGAACUCGUGCCCACUUCCAUCAUCACACCUGCUGCUCGCCGUCUGCUGGUUCAGCUCCAGUGCCUUGCUCAAGGUCCUGCACCUGUGGCUUAUCAUUCCAGUCAUCCUGCUGAUCUCAGGGUGACCUUCAUCAGAUCAGUCUGUUCUCCAGGUGUUUGCUCCCCUGGAACAGGUAAUCACUGCCAGCAACUCCCUCAGUAACUUUCAUUCCUUCAAGAGAAGAAGAACCUCGUCUGCUGGGCCACCAAUCUGUCCAAAUACGAGCCUGACUCCUCGCCACGCCUCGAGCUGCUCCCACCCCCAACUCCUCAACAUGUGCAUGAACUCAGACUGAGAGGUGUGUGUUUGUCUCCUCCUUCCUCACGGCACCCGUGUUUGUAGGACUGUACAUAGUGUUAAAAUAAUAUGAACAAAAGAAAUCAGAGAGGAAUUAUUAUUUUUAUUCACGCUGGCUGAUCCACCGCUCCUCUGAAACAAAGGCCAGAUAGACGAGUGAACGGAGGAGCCAUGAACGAGUGGACAGCCGUGAAUGUUUCACUUGAUGUAGGACAUUAGAUAAAUUCACAGACGAUGACUGAAUGAAUGUGUAGAUGAGUGAAUGAAUGAAUGAAUGAAUGAAUGAAUGUGUGGGUGGAAAAGGGCCAAGAUCAAAGCAGGGCUGGGCAAAAACAGGAUGAGCAUAUUUUUUCUAUAAUGAUCAAUAUGGAUAUUUAUCAUUCUGUUAAAUCUGAUGCUGCCAGUGUAGAGAGUAUCCUGUAAAGGAUGAAGGUCAGAAGAAACCACUUUAGAUCAGAGCUCAGAAACAGUAUUGUACUAAAUUAUACUUUUUUUAAAGUGCAGAUCACAUCAAGAUUUUAAAAACUCUGAAUGAAGCAGUUUUACAUCAAAAAGUAAUGUUUGUUUGACUCUCUUAGCAAACACAGGAGUGGGCUGUGAGCUGAGCUGCCACUAGAGACAUUAGCUCACCUGUAAUGUUGUUAUAUUCCUGUUUUUCAACCAUCAGUCAGUAUCCACAGGGGGUCUCCUGAGACAAAAGACAACCCCUCAAUAAAGAUCCAGUCCAAUAAAGCAGCUUUAGGGUUAAACUCUGUUUUAUGUAAGGACCUUCAUCAUAGCUUCGGGGGCUGCCAGCUGAGCUGCUGUUAAAGCUGUCAGCUCAGUUACAGGUGUCUCCACCUCGAUGAAAUGUGAAGACCUGGGGAUUAAAUCCAGUUUAAACAGAGAAGAAGCAGUUUCCUAUAAAUCCAGUGUUUUUUCCAGGAUCCAGGGGGCAGCCUGCUGAGCUGCAGCUAACGUCAGUUGAUGUCAGCAUGAGUAGAAACCAUUAUAUGUUUAAAAGAUAAAUAUUAAUUAAAACAGCAGCACAAAGUAGUUUCAAAGCAUUUAAAAAAGUGUAUGCUGUAGGCUCCAAGCUGCAGACUGAUUGGCUCUUGUUGUGUUUACUGUCCUCAGUUUUACAGAGUUAUCAACCUAAAUGUCAUCUCUGAUUUUGUCUUGGAAACGUGAUUGCCCAGCCCUAUCAAAGUGUGAAAUCUUCUGUGCAUCGUUUGAAAAGGUCCCCUCCCAUUUCAAAUCAUGUUUUCUCUGUAGUCGAAUGUUGGACCUCAUGAGCUUUUCCCACAAAGACACUACAGUCCAGUCAGUGUCCCACAACAUCACAACAUACCAAAUGACGUGUAAAGCUAUUGUACAUAUGUGUAAUGAAGUCAAUGAUUGAGUUGUGAGAAGUGAAUCCAUCACAUUUACCUUCACUUUGCCGUUUACCAAAAUUCUGUUUGCUGCUAUUGUGUACAUAAUCUACCAGUUAUUUUUAAUUAUUACACAGAAAAAAAAACCCAAAUUACCACUUUCAUACUGACCAUAGAUCAUGAAGCUAUUUUACAGUUAAUAACAGAUUAUUCUUAUAGUGAAUUUUGUAUUUCUGUUUGUGUGUAGAUCUUUGUGUGUCAGUGUUGUCGCUGUGUUUGUUGGUUUGAAGGAGUCUGUUUGAAAAGGGUCGAAGAGUUUCCACUGAGACAUUUGAGCUCCUGAAAUCACCUGAAGGUCUUAUAGGACACCUCUUCACGCACUGACUGGCCCCGCCCACUUUCACACCUGGCCAAUCACAGUGUAAAUUAGGCUCUAGUACCUGACACCAUGCAUUCAUGUGCAACUCUGUUGGUCUCUUGUAUAGAGUUUGAAAGUUGUUCAUUAUUGAUGUCUUUAAAUAUUCUCUAAAUUGAAAGUCCCACUCCAAUGGUUUUCUAAUACAAUUUAAAGUGUUCACAGAGGUCUGUAAAUCGCACUUAAUGAAGUUUUUUGCCAAAACAACACUGCCUUUGCACCCUUCUCUUCACGCUAGCUUGCAGCCUAACAUUGUCAGUGUAGUAGAAGGGGUAGGUAUCAUAGGAGCUAUUCAGCUCUUGGACACUAAUGUCUUUGGGGACAUGAUGAAAGUUAAUAUCAUAACUAGCUUUCUUAUGAGUAUUGCAAUCCACUACUGCACACACUUGUUCCACCAUCGUCCAUCUACUUCUCGGGGUCUGGCCUGCAGAGCGGGGCGCCAAGGGCGGAGCAUAGAUUUGUGACAUCCAAAAUCCUACUGUGUCUGAACCUGCCGUUUGGGCAAUUUUGCACUUAGUUUUCUCAUGAUAUGUCCUCUAGCAUCAGAAAAAUGCCAUAUGAACAUGUAGACAACAAGAAAAACUUGAUUUUCAUCGGAGUGGGGCUUUAAGGUACUUUCUUGUUUUCAGCCCUUUUUUUGGCCAGUGAUUCAGCCUUAUGUUGACUCAAACACCUGUUCAUUUGAGGUGUUUUGUCUGCACUGAACCAGACCCAGAGGACUGUAAAAAGGAUUUUAACAGACUCCUAAGUCACUGCUCUGUCUGACAGAUUCAGACUAUAGAACAGGCAAAAAAAGCAAACAACCAAAGUUUUUAUCCUGACUUUAUCCAGACUUUUUACAGCUUGGUUAAAUUUCUGUGUAAGCAAAAAAUAAAGGUGAUUGGACACAAGAAUGCAGGCGUUUUGACGAGCUCUUCAGUUUUUCAGGUGCUCUUCUCCAACACAGUGAACCUGGGAUAACAGUGAACAGACAGAGAUUCUUUAUCGCCUUACCGGUCCUCUGACCACUUGAAACAUCAACUCUCACACAUUGAUUGUGGUGCCUUCAGGAGCUGUUAGAGGUUUGGUGUCAUGUCAAAAGACACGCCAAACCACUUGAGUUUCUAAUGAGUGGGAAACCUUCAGCACCUCCAAACGUUUUUACUCUUUUUUUAUCCAGCUCACAGGAUUUAGACUGUUCCUACUGACCUGCCAUCAGCUGCCUUCUGCAGACACUGUUCUCCUUGAGUAUCUGCAUACAGAUAUGUUAUUGCUGCAUGUAAGAAAACUAACAUCUAAGAUUAAACUCCACAAACCACUUUUGAUAAAUGUAUAGAUUCAUGCAGAGAAGCAGGGCUACUUAUUUUUUACCAUAAGACAUUUUUCUGGACUUGUCACCUUAAAUGUUGCACCAAAAAAUAGUUGUAACAAGGGCUCAAAAACCUUUAAUAUGAUGUAUUUUACAAUGAACCUUCGCAGGCUGCAGAGCUGUUUCAGAGUCAGACUGUUUUAUCCUCUGCUAGAACAGAAAAAAAACACCAAGCUCUCCGGUCUUAGUCAUCUGCUAUUGUCUCCUACUGUCAUCAGAAACCAGCGUUCAUCAGUGUGGGUCCAGUUAGGUUCACCUGUGUUUGUCAAAGUGGGAACUCUUUGACCGGUUUUAUAUUUUGGGCUGUUGGCCCUGCCUCAAACCACUGUGUCAGUAAAACUCCUUAAAACCUGUAUCUGUCGUCUCGGCUAAAAAUGCUUUGUGUAAUUUACACUUGUGACAUUUUUUGUAUCAAAAGCAUUUUUAUAUAAUAAAGGUUCUAUUUUAAGGAAUAAUGACGUGUCUCUGAUUUAAGCUGAACACUGGUGGAUCUCUGUUAUCUCUGCAAAAAUCAAUCACAGGUGACUGUUUUUUAAUUUACAGGUAAUACCAUUACAUAAGAUAAUUCUCAACUGAACCCAGAGAGGAAAUCGGGCGUGUACAGCAACACAAGCACAGUUGAGAAUACAAAAGGAAUAAUAGUAGAAAAUAGGCACCCAAUGAAAAUAAGUGGUGUGAACAACUAUUACAUAAAGGUAUGAAUAAAGAAAGGACAUAUUGGAGGCUAUAGAGACAGGAUAUGAUAUGAUAAAUAGCAACAAGGUCUCCCAAGGUAAUGGAAACAGUUAGCUAAUGUAUAACAGAGAAAAUGAUAUGAAUAAUUGACUGUAAGGUAGUGGUAGUUUAAGGUGCUUCAUAUAGUGGCAAUAAGUAGUACAAAAAUAUCAUUAAACAGUGCAUAGGAUAAGGUUAAGUAAAAAAUUGUGUGCCAUGCUUUCAUGGCAUUCAAAAAAAUGCAAUAAAUAAAUAAAUAUUGAAAUGUGACUUUCAUCCUUCUCCUCUGAAAACUAAUCUUUAGUUUUGAUAAGCAUUGCAAGAAAAGAACCUUGCUUCUUCAUAUGAUAUGUAUGAAAUAGUCUUAAAUGUGUACCCAGAGUGGUUCAUAUGGAUUAAACUAUCUGAAGAAUUAUACACUGAUAUUCAAAAUAAGGAUUUUUUAAGUACACCUUUUAAGUACACCUCUUCAUUUUAAUUCUGUAUAUCACCCUCACUGGAUAUGAACUCUUUUAAUCUACAAAUAUUCUAGAGAAAUGAUCAGACUGGAUGCUUUGGUUUGAAACUGAAGAAUUAAACACAUUAUGAAUGUAGUGGUAAUAAUUGUUCAGAUACAUACAGUAUAAGGCUCCAGAAGGCUUCAUGUUAUAGCAAUCUUUAUUUUACUUCUUUAGUAUAUUAAAAGUGGAGUUACACAGGUUUUAAAGCUUGUAAAAUAUCACAUAUCCAUGGCUAUGACUGUAUUUUUUGUCAUCUUCCAAAAUUCUCUUUGUUUUUUCAGUGUAGAGGGUUAAGGGAAAUGCCCAAGUUUUGUGCAGUGCUGUAAAAAUGCUACAAUAAAAUCAGAGAGCUUUAAAGGGUGUAUUUGUACUAUUUAGAUAUAGGCAUAAAGUCUGCAGCUGUUUCCCAUUGAUUGAAUGAUAUUUUUGCUUUUUCCAGGUUUUACACAUUCUUUUAUAUAUAUAUAUAUAUACACACCUUCAUUAUAAAGGUUAUAUCUUGGGACGGGCUCGUUUAUUUUCAGUCUGUAGGUAACCUGUAAAACAGUGAUGACACUACUUUUAUUUGAAAAAAAACGUGGGCUCGUCCGGGAUUUGAACCCGGGACCUCUCGCACCCAAAGCGAGAAUCAUACCCCUAGACCAACGAGCCGCUGUGCGAACAAGGAAAACUCAACAGUAUUUAAAGGCUUAUAAGUCACUGUCGGGUUUCUUUUACAGUAUUAGGAUGACAUCUACUGGUCAAACAAAGAGCUUCUACUUAUUUGAUUUCCUUUGGAGUUAGUUUGUUUGCCUAAAUUGCCCGUCAGAAGUUGGGUCUUUGUCAUCCCGAUACAAUUUGGUGCAUCAGUCACGAUUAAACUAAUUGAUAGAGACAGAACGGGUCUAAUCGAUUAAUAAUAUAAUUUUCACAAAAAGUAAUGUUUUGCCAUCAAACCUUGUAAGGUAAGGUUUUCACCGGAGUGAAGUUGGUGUUAAGUCUGUCGAAUUUCUAACUUAAAACUUACUUCACCCCAGUAAUAUACCGUAUUUUUCUCCUCUGUUUGAGAAGUUGCCCUCAAGGAAAAGAGGCUCCCGAGACACAGAGUUGAUCCUUCAUUUGUCAUGUUUUUACUAUCAAAAUCUAGUUAUUUGAUCAAAACAGUGGCUCUCUUCAUUAAAAACUUUACAGAAAAUAAUAAGAAUACCUGCCACUAGUUUGUCCUUUCUGUGUUACUGUACAAAAAUUUGCAAGAUGGCGGGCUUUAAAGGGGAGGAUCCACCAGUGGUCUCAAGGUAGAAAAAAGGCUUCAUUUUAAGUUCCCAAUACCUCAACUAUUUUUAUAAUCACAUUAAUAGAAGCAUUUUAUUAACGUUCCAACUCUACCAAAUCUGCUGGGAUUAAUGUAAAGUGACUUAAUUCUAACCUUGUACAUAAGGUUGGUGUGAAAGAUGUCUUCCUUAUCUCCCCUGUUCUGGGAUUUUGUGGUGUAUUUCUAAGCUUCAUGUGAUGGGUUUGAUUUCUUAAUGUGUCUUCUGGAUUCUUACGUUGUUUGGGUGAACUUUUCAUGGCUUUCUUUUCUGCUGUUGAGAUUUGGUCUUCUUGCUCUUGUCUUAAAUGUUGUUUCUUUUUGUGCAAACUGUCAAAGCAUUAUGUGAAUCCCCGUUUUAUGAAUGCUACAAAUGAAGAAAUCUUUUUCAUAGUAACACAUUUUGACAGUGCAGGAUAAGAAAGUACUCAGGGCUUGGUAAGGUUUUUUAUUGAGAUAUUUUUUACUUUACUUUUGCUGACAUUUGUGAAGAAGUGACACUUUUACUUGAGAGCUGUUUCUGUCUACUCUACUCAUUACUGUCCACCUGCUGCACAGACUCCAAACGAACAGUAUUAAAGUAGCUUACUUUGGCUUUGCUUUUGUACAGUGGAAGGAGGUAGAAACAUGUUGUUCAUGAACUGCAGUCAGCUUAAAGAUUCCCAUAACUGGAAUAAUGUUAUCCUUGUUCAGCUGUCAGUCCUGUCAGCGGUCCUCAUGUUCGUCUGAAGGUAAUGACCCCUGCCUGACUUUGUGCUGCAGACUUUCCCAGGCGUUCAGCUUCCUCUGCUGCCUCACCUCCAGGCUACCUGCAGCUCUCUGCGUCCGUCUUCUCCUCUGAGGUGAGAGGGAAUUUCCCGUCACAUUGUGAGUCUGUCCUCCUGGUGUCCAGCAGAGGUGACACGUCUCAGUAAUGAUGCCCUCAGGCCUCAGCUCUGCAGCAGGUACAAAGACUCCCAGCCUCACCUUUCUUUUGCUUCUUCUGUACCUCUAUUGUCCUAAAAACACUGCAGCUAAAGGUCAUUUCCUCUCUCUGCUGAAAUAACUAAAACCCUUACUGCUAAAGUCACUGAACUGGAUGCUGUCACAUAAUCUGGGAACCAUCUACACUUACAAACUCCUGUGAUAUGGUGUCGUAUUAUCUGGAUUUAACACAUAUUGUUUAGGUCUGCUGGAGAAUGCCUGGCAUGCUUUAGUUAGUCUUUGUUAGUCCCUGCCUGGGGGAACAGUUAGUAUCAAUAAGAAGAAAGCUGUACAGGUCUAAACCUGGCUUUAGAUGGGCUUCAGACCAGCUGAGGGGUGGGAUGUCUGCAGAUUAUUUAGACUUGUGUGUUAACAGAUCAGAGGCCUGAAACCAACAUGCUGAAAAUCUGCAGAAUUGGCUCAAGUAGAAAGUUUAUUGACCUGGUACCAAACACUGCUGGGUGCUUUUCAAAGUAAGAGUCCAUCAGAGGUGGGUAGUACUGCAUUACAAUAACUGAUAUCUUUUAAAUAAAGUCCCCCCUCCAGCUGUCAGCACAGUUAGGACCAGAACUUCACUCAUAUAAAUGCUCUCCCUGUCUCAUCUGUCUAAAUGAGUGUUCAUUUGUUUUACCUGUACUGGUGUAAAUAUCAGCAGUGGGAAUAUUUUAGAGAGUGAAAGCAGUCAAACCUGUAACACGAUCAUUUCCCAGUGAGGUCCUUACCUUUGGACUGUGAUAUCCCAAAAUAGGGUUUUCAUGUUGGGUCAGUAGGCUGGGGAAAUAUCAAGAAGAGAAGAAUAUGAAAAGAUUUGAGUUUUUUAGUGAUGAGGUCAAAAGUGCACCUGCUGACCGUUAACUCAGACAGAUCCUAUGAGUAUCAAACGAGUAGAUGAUGCACAAACAGAAUAAAGAUAAUUUUGAGUAUUAACUGAAGGCCGUUGUUAUACUGAGAUGAACUUGUCCAGGUGAGGUGGGAACUUUCCAGUGCAGGUAAUCCAGCUGGCAGACAGGUGCUGAAGGCUGAACAGAGGCAGGGAAGAGGAGGAGACCAGCAGUACGACUUCUUCAACUUUUUGUUUUUUCUUCUCUUUUCUUCUCUCUGUGCGCUUGCCGCUCUGUAAUUACACCAGCUGCCUGAAAGCUGUGGCUGUCUCUCCCUCUCUGCCUCCCCUCUCUUCCCCAUUUUACCUCUCUCUCUGCCCCUGAAAUUCUUUAAUGUACCUCUCCUCCCUCACCGCUGUUCAUUCCCACAAUAAAGUCCAGCACCUGCCCACUGACACACCUUCAGGCCUGCACAGUGGCAGACUGCAGCCAAGCAUGAAUGUGAGAUCUGACAGAGGUACAUUUAAGCGGGAGCACAAUGGGACAGGUCACUGCAGUAGGAUUUACUGCUCUGCAACAGGUGACACUGCAGAUCGAGGGUUCAUCUAUGUCAAAGGUCUGAACUUUCAAAUACAGUCAGCUGAGCUAACAGAGAGUUAUCUUCUGACUGUUUCCUUCUCUUCAGCCUCUCUGAAGAGGAAGAGGAGGACUGGCUGUCAGGUGGAGUAAACAGCACAGCACUGAGACAACAGAAAGAAGCUGAUGCGUUACUGUGGCUGACAUCCAGCCUGUCCAGCUGAUCAGGGGUCAGAGGUUACCUGGUUAACUGUGUGUAAACAAACAGGGUCUGAUGCAAAACUUGUACAGACUGAUCCUCCCUCUGCUAGUCCAGAGUCAGAUUCAGAACACCUGUAUCACCUUCUCUGUAAAGACCAUUAAAUACAUCUAGAUUUUUUUUGGUCAUUCAUUUUAUCAUGCCCCCAGAGAGCUGAAUAGCUCCUAUGUUACCCGCCACUUCUACUAGCUGGCAAUGUUAGGCUACAAGCUAACGUGAAGAGAAGUGUUGAGAGCAGCGCUGCCUCCCCCCAUGACUCAGAGGCAAAUUGCUAAUGAUCUACUGGAACUCUGCAGAAGCAAAUCCCUUGAAAAUGACACAGGUAACGUGAUUUUGGCUAAAAACUUCAUAAUCACAAAAUUAACGACCACUGAGAACACUUUCAAUAACAAUCACAAAAAAAUAAGAUUAGAGUGGGACUUCGAGUUUUCACUUGUUGAUUUCACUGAUAAAUUUUACACUUGAAUUUCUUCUUAUUUUAUGACUUUUUGUCUAAUAAAAGUCUUAACCUCAACUUUUGCUUCUUCAUACGAAGCUGCAAAUUUUUCACUUUUAUUUCUCCAGGUUGUGUUUUUGAUUCUAUAAUCAUGACUCUUAACCUCUCAGGUGCUCGAUACUCAUUGACUCCUUUUUUUAUUUCUUUAAUUUUUUCCCCUUUUUUGACUGACAGUAAUGGGCCUCCAUAGUUUCGCCUCCUAGUAUUGUCCACCUGUGUUUCCCACAGUUCUAGCAGAUCGCUGUCAGACAGCCACAGGCUGAGACUCUGAGGUGUCAGGGGGAGGAGGGUCUGAUUUUUAUUCAGUCAGAGCCGAGAGGGAGGAGGAGGGCAGAUCACAUGUUUCUCUCUGAAUAUGAACAUAUGGCGGAAGGAUCUGAAACUCAUCAUUAGUGCUCUGAGGGGCUGAUGGGAUGGUGAGCUGCUGGAGUUUACAUCACUCUCAUGUUUCCAUCCUGGCUGACAGCAAAGGCUGAGCCUCCAUGUCAUUUCUAAAGGUUUCAGACAACGAGGCCAGUAAAUAAAAAAUGUUAUAUUGUGAAAGGUGCAGUUAGUAAAUUUUCAAUCAUGUUAUCAUCCUCUAAAGACACCAUGCAGAAAAACUCUGUAUGUGAACUAAACAAAACCUGCUUCAGUGGUUAAAGAUAGCUCUAAGAUGCCAUAAACUGACAGUCUUCCUAAUGUCCAGCAGGGGGGCGACUCCUCUGAUCAUUAACGUCAGUCUGAUUAUGUGGAGGUCUAUGUGCAAAUGGUCUAAAAUCUCAGCUAAUUUAAUCCCUCAUGUUUUCCCCUAUGAGUUUAUGGUCUUAAUCCCUAGUUUAUUGUUGUCCUCAUUACACUGAUAAAAAACACCUUAUAUCAUACCUACAACCAUUUGUCCCUAUCAAUUCAUCAGAUCGUCUGUUUAUAGUUUGUGGAGAGUCUCAGUUUCUUUGUAAACACUGUUUCAGGGGCUUCACUCUGGCUUUCUCCAGCAGUAUGAGCCUUAAACAGAAACUGAUGUUGUUGUGAUGAUUUCCUCAUUAACAGGUCUUCAGUUUGCUUAAACAACAACAUCAUGAUGCAGAUUAGUCCAAAGUCCAGCUUUGUCGGUUUUUCAUCUACUUUGAAAAUGUUUGUUUGUUGAAUGGAGGUCAGAUCUUUCAUUUUUGAUGCAUUCAGGGAAGUCAGGAAAUCUGAACUCUCAGCAUCAGUCAUUUUAGUGUCCUAGUGUAAACAUUUGUUUUAAAACAGAUUGUUAGCUGACCUUCAUGCAGAUAUCUGUUCAUACAAAAAAGAAAUCCUCCUCCUGUAUGAGAUUAAGACUUGAUCCUCAUCAGUACCCGUCACUCACAGACCUCCUAUUCAGCUGCUGGUGACAAGAUGCAUGAGCACUGCUGGUCAGAUCUGCCACAGAGACAUGUUACUGUUUUCAUCUUUAGUCUGUUUCUGCAGAGCACCAAAAAGAGGACAAUAACAACUCUUACCAACAUCCAUGUUUACAGAGUAUGAGUUUCAGUCUGGAUGACAGGAUUUGCUCUGUUAAUCUAGACCAGAAGUCUGUCCUCUUCACAUCAGACAUUAAGGACUCUCAGACCUGCUGUGUUUGACAGAGCUCCUCCUCCUCCUCCACUCAGACCUCUUCAGGGUGUCUAAACAAACCUCCACCCACAGGGAGUUUAGGAUGGAGGUCUGAAGAGGUUAAUUUAAUCCAGACUAACAUAUGGAGAAAAUGAAAUUGUGGAAAUAAUCAUGAAUCAAGCACUCAGUAUAAACCAUAGUAUGGAGGUAAAGCAUUGUCAUUAUAAGUGUUUUUUUCAGCAGUUAAAAGACGAGACUGACAGAAAAAGCAACAAACUAAAAGUUUAUUGAAUUAGGAUUCGUAAAGAUGAUUAAAAAACAGUUAAUCUAUGAACUAAUAUGACUGUAAAACAGGACGCACAGUGAGGGUCACUAUCAAUGGAGAUACAACCAGGUCCUUACAUCCUGGCUGGUCUGAAGGGUUGUGUAUCUUCAAAAAAAAACCACUACUUUGUCCACAGAACAAGAAAAAGCGAUACAAGUGGGCAAAAGCUCACAAAAAUUAGACUUAUGAUGACUAGAAACAAGUUUGCACUGUUUGGUUCAAAAUGCGGAGUCUAUGUCUGCAGACAAACUGGUGAAUGUCUGAAAGCACCAUGUGUUACACUCACAAUUCAGCAUGGAGGUGGUAGUUCCAUGGUAUGGGGAUGUUUUGCAGGUGAUAGAGUAGGAGAUUUGUUUGAAGUAAAGGGUAUCAUGAGGAAGGAACAGUACCACUCCAUCCUCCAGCACCAUGCUGUUCCAUCUGGACUCAAAAAACAUCAGCUCAGGUAUGACGCUGAAAUCUCCCCCCUCCUUCAGUCAUCCACCCUGAUCGACCUCUGAACCAUCAGAAAGUCUACAGCCUAUCCUCAUGACUCUAGUUAAACAUUGACAUUAAAAAGCACGUGAAGGUUCUGUGAUAUGAACUGAAUAUGAUCCUGAUUCACUGUGUCAUAAAGGCAGACCGAUGUUUAUGUCUAUUGAGAUGUAAAACAGGAAAAGUUUCACCCAUACAUCCCACAAAGAGCUGUCCUGGAUCUGUGAAAGGACCAGAUGUCCUCACAGAGCAGCAGGUGCUUCACCAUGUCCCACUGCUGAAUUCCCAUACUUCCUUAUACUGUCUGCAUUUAUUCAUCAGACAGUCAGGAUGAAGCAGAAACACAGCAGGACUAAAGUGUAGAAAUAUGGUGCUGCUGUGGGAGUGCAGGUGAAAGUGUCCUGAGGAGGGCAGCAGGACCUCCUACUGAUCAGGACUCAUGCUCACAGUAAGACAAGUUUAAACAGAUUUUAGCAGCAUGUAAACUGUGGUUUGGUUUCUUGGAUUAAUAACGAUGAAAUGAGAAACGAUCAGAUGGUGGAACAGAUUCAUGAAUAUGUCAGGGAGACGGGUUAUUAUGAAGACUUCUUUUUGGAGGAAGUUGCAGAAAUCUCACUGAGAUACAGAGCUCUGAGGAAAAGGAUAAAAAUAUAUCUUUUGAAUAGAGAACACAUACUGACAUCACAGAGUAAUAUAAAGUUUGUUUCAGCCCUGACUAUAACCGAGUGGAAGCUGCGAUUAGGGUUAACAGAAGCAGAAUUCACAUCCACUAUAUCAACAAUCAAACAACAGUGCCAGCAAACAUCACACAGUGAUGAUCACCCUGAUAGGCAGGUGCAGUUCACUGCUUUUGUUUAUCGUGGCCCAGGUCUCUUCUAUACUGGUGUUACGUGCUCAGUGUUGCAGCUUUGCAGGUGCCAGUGUUUCAGAGAGACAUGUUGGCGGUGCUGCAGCUGCUCCUCCUCCUCCUCUGUGAACGCUGAGACUGACGCUGAUAGUGAAAGUAAAAGUGUUUUCUUAUUGUCAGAGGUGUAAGAGUCAUUCUGUGGUCAGAUGAGUCACUCUUUAACCCAGACAGGUUUUCUAAAGGCCACGUCUGAUUUAUUAAAUGUAUAAAAUGCUUGAACCAGUACCAGUACCAGUGUCACUACCAGCCUUUUUUUGUUUUUGUUGAUCAGAAGUUUGUGUCUCUAGUUUUUGUACACAGAGGAAUUUAGUGGUAACACAUUUUAAAACGACUCUGCAGUUUCAGAGAAAUGUUUGCAGAUGACACGAAGGGGGUAAAAAUUGGGAAAUUUACUGUUUCCAUACUGUGCAGGCAUGCCCUCACAGUAUGGAAACAUGCCUGCACAGUAUGUACAACAUAAAUAGUAUCCUAUCAGUAUCCUAAAUUAAAGUAAAAAAGUGCCCUCUGGAUGCCCCCUCAGUUUAAUUAAUCUAAGUUAAAUUCUCUCACUUUGUUAGUUUAAGUAUUAAAUUAAUUUACAAUAUCAUCCAGUUUUAGAAAAUUUGAUUUAAUUUAAAAAAAACAACAACAAUAAAUCAAAUCUAUAUGAAUGUGAGCUUAAUGAAGGAAAAAGUAUUCAUGGAAAGGCGUUUACAAUUCUUUGAAAAGGGCAGAUACUCAUUUAACAGAACUUGCUGUGCGUCGGUGUCCAUAACAUACUGGAGGUGCCUUUGUUUCAUCCCUGCCCCUCAAACAGCCUGAAUACACCACUGCUUUCUAUUAUGACUGUAAUAAAGGCCAAAGUCUUGUUAAAAUGAAAGUUAGAGAUAAAGUCAAAUCAUAUCAAGUCAAAUAUUUCUGGUUUAUUACCAGCUCAGAUGAUUUCUCAAUGAUCGGAGUCUGGAUACCAAUGGUGACCUUUGUCUUACUUGACAGACAGCAAGUGAUCUGUCAUUACAGGAUAAUAUAACAGGCUGAGAGUGGCAGAAAAUACAAUCAGACUUCAAAGUUUCAUGAUUUUAGCAGCCAAGCAGAGCCAUGGCUACUGUGUACAGAGUUAGAGUGGGGUUUAGGCUUAAACAGUGUGAGAACCAACAUAGGCAACCCAGAAAAAAAUGAUAUUUGAAAACUAUUGAAAUGGUCAAUUAUCCAGACAGGUGUGUUUUUUCACAUAUGAAGAGGGUCUGCACUAACAAAACUUUCCCUGCCCUUAGUCAGACUGAGCAGAAAAGGCCCUGCAAAUAGAAAUAAAACAGUCUUAUACCCUUGAAUCUGUAGAUGAUUGGGUUACUAGAACUCCCCAUGAAGAAAGAGACUACUCCUCACUGUCUCUGCUUUCCUCACCUGCUACAACCACAGUUUCAAGAAAGCAAGGAUGCCGGUACUUCCCCUGAUGAUCUGUUUGUUUUUCAGUUGUUUUGUAUUGUUGGAAACAUCUCCAACUCAUGAGGUGAAUUUCCACCAACAAGUUAGUACCAUGACUGGGUAUAAAAAGGACAUUCAGAGAGGCUCUCAGAAGGAAAGAUGAGAAGAGGUUCACCACUCUGUGAGAGACUGCGUGAGCUAAUAGUUCAACAGUUUCAGAAAAUCUUCCUUCGUGUCAAAUGUGAAAGAAUGAGUGGAUUUCAUCAUCUACAGCACAUACUAUCAUUAAAAGAUUCAGAGAAUCUGGAAAAAUCUCUGUACUACAGGGACAAGGACCAAAACCAAGACUGGAUAGUCCUGAUCUUCAGGCCCUCAGGCAGCACUUCAUCAAAAGCAGACAGGACUCUGGAGUGGAAAUCACUGCAUGGGCUCAAAAUCACUUUGUCUGUGAACACAGCUCAUCACUGCAUCCACAAAUUAGGUUAAAACUGAACCAUGUAAAGAAGAAAGCAUAUUGAAACAAAACCCAGGAACACCAGAGACUUCUCAGGACCUGAGUGUAUUUAAGAUGGACUGAACGUUUGAAUGAUGUGAAAACCAUUGAAAUCAGUUUUUAUCAAGAUUUUACACAGACUCCCAACUGUUUUGGGGUUUCAUUUGAAUAACUUUGUUCUUUACUAGGACAGACAUGUCUUUGAGUUCAUGGUAUAUAAACUCCACAAAAUGUGAAUCAUCCAUAUCAGUCUGAUAUUCACAUUCUUCAUGUGUACAAUAGCUGCUCUACACUUAUUUGUGCAGCUUUAUUCCUCAGCCUUUCAAAACGCUGAAAUUGCAUCUCUGAAGGCAAAAAAGUCCAACUUCAUCUUUUUUCAUAGAUUUCACAUUUUUCUAAAGUUUUUCAAAACUUCCAACUUUGAAGUCCAGCUGUAAAUCAAUUAUCGGAGCCAUGAUGUGUGAAAUGCAAAUAACUCUAAUCUGGUGAACAAAGGAUCAUUUGGCCUACUUCAUAGCAGAGUCUGUGGGCUACGCUUAGUGUGUGUGUGUGUGUGUGUGUGUGUGUGUGUGUGUGUGUGUGUGUGUGUGUGUGUGUGUGUGUGUGUGUGUGUGUGCGCGCACAUUGCACACACUCUGCAGCGUACACCAUUGUUCAGUGAAAUCUGUCUGGCCUGUAUUGUCCUUAUGUGAUGGUAUUGUUGGUGGUAUUGUUUAAGCCAGUCAGUUUGUUCUCAGUUCCUGUGUAUCUUGAUGGCCAUUAUGCUGCUGGAGGCCAUGCCAUGUCAGAUCGAUCGAAGCGUAGGGGAAACAAAGAGACAGCACAGCUUGGCUUGAACCUCGGGUAAUGGGCUGAGAGAAAAGAAAGACGACGAGAAAGCAGAAAGCUUGAGGUGGAUGGGCAGAGGCAUCAUGUGGGUGAGAGGUGACACAGAAAGAGUGUAUGAGGACAAGCUGAUGAGGAGGAUCACAGAUGUGUGUCAUGGACAUUAGAUCAGGGAUCGAGAAAGUCACACAAGUUUUAAGGUCCACACAGACCAAAAAGACUGCAUAUAUCUCUUUAUUAGGAAAAUGAUACUUGGAGAUUUUCCUUGCAGUAUGUCAAAGCUUUUAACAACAGCACACCAAGAUCUUUGUGCUUCAACCACAGUAUAAACCACCCUGAACAAGUGCUCUUGUUCGCUAGUGCCAGUACAGUAAAGGGGUAUUCCGGCAUUUUUAAAGUCAGGUUGUAUGAGUUCUGUGUAACCAAUUAGUGUUUUAGCUACAAUGGAAGUCGGUCAGCUCAGCCCCUAUACUGAGAAACUGCAGAGAGGGGGGCUGACACAUGAGGAAGGCCACAGUUUUCUGCAGAAAGGGCUGACUCUGCCACAAAAUUUAGCUAAUUUUCUAGCUGACCCAAACACUUACCUUGGUUUUGGUGUGCCAACUACUAAGAAUUUUUCAGCACUUUGCCAUCAGGAAGUCUGUUUGAUUUUGCACUAUUUGUGACACUAAAACAUACAAACUCCUCUGUAUGCAGAAGGAUAAAGCUUUCUGGUCUAUAAUGUACACGUCCCUAGCAUAUUGUAAAAUUGUCUCUUUACAGCCUGCAAACCAAAUAUCUGAUCAAUUCAAUUCAAUUUAAUCUGUACUGCAGGUAAAGCACGUCUUUGUGUUACAUCUGCAAUUAGUGCAAAACAAUGGGCUUUCUGCUGGAACAGUACUGAAAACCAUAUACCUAAACUGAGGUAAGUGUUUUGUGUUAAAGUCUCUUUAAACUUGCUCAUGUACCUGGCAGAGUUGUCCCAAUUUGCAGAAAACUAGUCUAGCUUACAUGCAGGUUGUCCCAUGUCCCAUGUUUUCUAUGAUGGACACUUGAUAUAGCCUAGGGGCAUACGAAGAUUGCGUAGCUCACCUGGGGGAUGCAUUGUUUGAGCCGAACGUUAUCACAGUGACUCUCCGCGACUCUCCGAGAGCAUACCGACAUACCGAGAGCUUUUUGGCUUCAAUUGGCGGAAGGUGGAACCAAGUUGUCCAUAGUAUAUACAGUCUAUGGUCUCAAGCCAUGUCAGACUGGGGUCACUAGGAAUCUGAGGGGGUCAUAUCUCCCCUGUCCCCAGUGCAUCCUGUGUGCAUGCAAACACCAUCAAUUCAUGUCAGUGGGGCCUGGCAUGCUCUGCUCUUCCUCUUGCUUAGAGGCGGUGCACCAGCUACUAUAAUAACUGUUGUUUAGGACUGUGCACAACAUGCUCAUGUGCUUCCUUCCUACCUACCUGACUACCAUAAUAACCAUUGUUCUAGUAUACACACAAAAUUUUUUUCCUUAUUCAUGAAACGCUAGAAUCAGGGACAUUUCCGGGGAAAGCUUUAGACAGGGACAGGUCCUUGAAAACAGUGUCUUUCUUAUUCUGCACUUUAUUAGAUGUCGUCUUAGGAGGUCUUGAGCUCCUUCAUCCCGUAGGUUCCUCUGAAUCCUUGCUGCAGACUCUAACUGCUGCAACUGUUCAUAUCAGUCUGACUUUUAUUAUCAUAAGUGUAAUCGGGAAUGUGAAUCUCAGAGCUGCUCAACUCUGCACGGUCAAUAUCGUCAAUAUAUCAUUAUUAAAAAUCUGUAUCAUUGUGACAAAGCUUCCUGUAAGGGACUGCACCAGUUCACCCUGAGUUUAAUAGUUCAUGGAGAGGCGAUCAGGGUGGGCUUGGUCUUAUAAUAUAUGGACAUAGACAACAAUGAUGAUAAUGAUGAACAUCAUAAUGAUAAUGAUGAUGGUGAUGAUGGCAGCUUCAUCAGAAGGAGGACCGUCUCUGAGAAGGAGAAGGAGCGCUUGGCGUCAGAGGUUGCUGCUGCUUGCUUAGCCUCAGCAGGAGGGAUGGCCUGCUUCAUCGUCAGCUGAAUAAUGUCACAUAAAAUUAAUGUGUCUUAUCAAGCAGAGACUCGAGCAUUGUGAUAGACUGGAGAUCCUUUUCCCAUGUCUUUAUCACACACACACACACACACACACACACACACACACACACACACACACACACACACACACACACACACACACACACACACACAGUCCUGAUGUUUGAUGAAAGUCUGGUGGGAUCUUGGAGGCCCACCCACAUAGUGACCCUCUGCAGUCUGUACUAAUGAGUUCAAAUCAUCAUCAUCAUCAUCAUACUAACUGUCAGUUCAGGACAAACUCAAUCAUUUUAAAGGGCUGUUUCACAUUUCUUUUACAGUUGUAUUAGUUAAGGACUACUGUCUUAGCUUGGUUUCCUACUUUUACUUCCAAUAAAAACUGAUGUCAGUAAACUCAGAGUAUAUGUUGGGGAAUCAAUUUGCAAACUAAAUUCUAAUGACUAAACAAAGCUGAUGGUGUCAAUCAGGGGUCACAAACCUUUUUGGCUGAGAGAGUCAUGAAAGCCACAUUUAAAAAUGUAUUUUUGUGAGAGCCCUAUUAUAACUUGUAACACUAAAUACAACUAAAUGCAUGAAUUUCUAAGUAAGACCAAUAAUUUUAGUGUACACUAGGUCUCUGAAUUUAUUCUUUGUUAUAGUGUUGUUAUACUAAAGCUAACCAAUAAUAAAUUAAGUACUUCUCACCAAUUAUGCGACUUCUGGUGCUGCAUGGUUUUUCUGAUGGCUUUGUAGUCUGGUUGGUACAUGGUAAGGUCAAGCUCCAUGUAGGCGUUGAGACUCCCAUCCAUUAAAUGUGAUCGUAGGUUGGUCUUUGUGUUUUUUAGAUGUGAGAAUGUCUGCUCACAUGCUUACGUAAAGCCAAACAUGGUCAAUACUCAGGCAGGACUGUAUACUGUAGUGUGUGGUAUGUGACAGAAAGUGCAUUCCAAGUUUUUGCAAUAAGCUGGUCUGCGGGUUUAAGUUUUCUGCCCACUUGUGUUUGCUUGCCAACUCUGCUUGCUAUCGUACAAGUCUUUCCAAAUCUUCAUUCAGUGACUUGGACUUAUUCACCCACAUGUCUGAGGCCUUCAGGUCAGCAACUUCUAGGUCAAAAUCUCUGAUAGAGACAAAUUCCGGAAACCAUCCUUGAACAGAGGUGGUGGACUAAGACACUUCCUAUCCCUCACUUACCGUUCAGCCUUGGGUUCCAUUCAACAACAAUCGAAACAAUGAUUUUGUGCUGGAUCACAGGCUCCAAAUCAUGAAAGCAUGGCAAACCUGAAGAAGCCCAGGAGGGCACCCCUCCAGGUGAAACCAGGUGAACAACCCAGCUAACGACUUUCUGGUGACCAAGCUGGUAAUGACUCUCAGGUGACCACCCAACUUUUUUACAGUGGGAGGACCAACAGAGGCUUCGAAUCUCCUACUUUGGCCCCUGUCAUGUUAGAACUGAAAAAGCCUUUUGGAAGAGAGGAGGAACGUCUUCAAGAACCUCAAACAAGUCCAGUUGCCCUUUCAAUGAAGAAUUGGAGAACCAUGACCUGGAUGAAUAAACUUACACAGACAUUUGGUCCGUUGUUAUAUUUCACAAGAAAACCAUUGUGCUCCCAUUCAGGAGACCUUCAUCUCAGUGGAGGACCUUCUGGUUCUUGCUGGUCAUAUGUUGAGCCAGCUGCCAUGGCUGGAAAAGCAUGUUCUGUGUGUGAUCUGCUUCAGUCUUCCAGCCAUGUGGGAACCCAGAUUCCAUGCACUUUUAGUUUUAGAUAUGAAUACAGUAUGUACUUUUACAGCCCUACAGUCAGGUCACAGAAAUACACUCACAGCUGAAACUCAUGAAGAUCCUGAAUGCUUGUUUGAGCUCAGAACUUUGAAUUUUACCUCUCAGCCACCUUUCUGUGUUGAAACUGAGCCCUGCAAACAGACUGACUCUUACAACAAUAAACCAAACUACCAGGCUGCUAUUAAACCAAGCAGAGAGUGUUUACAUUCACACUCAGGCACACACACAAGCACACACACACACACGUUGUUAGGACAUCAGAGAGCCUGGUGUUCGGAUAGUCUGAGCGUCCAUGCUUCAGUGGACAGAGAGAAAAGUUCUCCAACACAUCACAGACCACAAGACCAGCUGGUUGCCAGGCAGGCAGCUGGCAUCAGCUGGCAUGGCUCUGUGUGUAUGUGUGUGUGUGUGUGUGUGUGUGGGUGGGGGUCCCUCUGUGCACUCAGAGUUGCGCUGCUCCACACACACUCUGUGUUAACACAACAAAGAGCAGAGAGCAACAGGGUGCGUUCAGGGGACUGAGAAAAACACAUCAUAAUGAGCAGCACUGACUGGCUCAGUGUAAAGAUCUGGUUUAUCACUGCUCAGGUGCUUCAGAGAGGUGUCAGUGAGAGACAGUCAGAAGUAUACUCUUCAUAUUUUAUACAGGAGGUCCAGUUUCCUGCUGGUAUAGAUCCAAAAAGGUGGACAUGAACAGGCCUCCAUCGCAGCCGUGUGGCGUAAGCCUGUUUGAGUGAAAGUUAUUUAGAGAUUAAAAGUUUUGACUUUGACUUUUUCAUACUCAACUUUUGAUGUAUGUGUUUUUGGAGAAGAGGAUCUGUGAAAAACAAACAUGUCAUUUUAAAGUAUGGGAACACUACAGAUUUGAAAUGAGAGAGACAGACGACUUCACAGGUCAGGAGCAGUAGCAGGAUGACUGACCUGAUAACCCACCUACACUGGUGACACAGUGUGACUGUAGAGGCGUCUGUUCCCUGUCAUCCCUUUACCUUGAAUUUGGAUCUGUCUAUGAGUACAGGCCCCGGGUGCACUGAUGGACAGCAACAGCAUCACAAUGAGGUUAGAAGCUUAACGACAGUUCUCAGUAGCUUUAUGGUAACACCCCUCAGAACAAUAACCUACAAAGCUGAACUAAUGGCUAACAGCUCCAUUAGGUGAUUUAAAUGGACUACUGUGCUUGUCUGUGCAACUAUUGCAUUGACAGUAGAUGACAACAUGUCCUCUUUCAGCUCGUUACUAUCAGGCCAUCUCCUGAUUGCCGUAUUACACAUCCAAACAGUCAUCAAAACUCUUUAGCAAGAGGCUAACAAGAUGUACAUCAGAAGAUGUAAACACUGUCACUUAUGCAGCGCUGUACCGUUUGUUUUUACGACACAAAUCUUUUUAUAAUUUUCCCAUCCUUUCUUCAUCUAUAGAGGUUUUGUUUGCUAAACACUGAUCAUGCUCAAAACACUAGUUUCAGUUUGAUUAAGCCAUGACAGAGAAAACUGAUCCCCAACUCCAUCAUCCAGGUCUGUUAUAGUCUGAUUAUAAGUAGUUUGAUUCAGUGUGAUUGGACUGAUGUGUUUACAUGAUUUUUGAGCCCAGUUUCACUCGGAGUAGGGCAAUAAAAGGAUUUUUUUUUUAACUGCAUGUCAACAUACUGAUUUUUUUUCUGGCUUUUUUCCGUUGCUUUGCUGUUUUUUGACCACAUAGUUUAUUAUAUUCCAUUAUUUCUGUCUGUGAUGAGUGGAGACACAUGGGUACAGUUUCCUCACCAAUCAUAAUUUCAUCAGUCAGAAAUCUUUCAGGAAUAAGUGUGACUUUUUUUAAUUUCAGAGGAGGAAUUCCUUUCUCCAGUGGGAGACUAGAUGAGUUUGAGGUUGAAUGUUAAACUCACAGACAGACUUCAGGAGUUUACUGUCAGUAUUUUUUAAGCCUGGAGACAUCCCAGAAUCUUUUAAAGCUUGUCAAGGUCUCCCAUACCUCAUCUUCUGACAUUGGUAAAAACGUAAAAUGGUAAUUUAUAGGAGAAUUCAUACACUGGAGAGGACUGCUGUUGGUUGGUGAGAUAUUCACAGCAAGUGUAGGACCAACCUCAGAGAAAAGUCCACUGAAUUUAUGGGCACAUAGCUGGGGGUCAGUAAUGAUACCCUCAUUUCUGUCCAUUCUGCUCAGAGAUAAUACGAUGGGUAUGCAGUGUGGUCUGUGAUUGCACAUUUAUGUCAGAAAAACUAAGUCAAAACAUCAGCCAACCUCCUCUGUGAGUGACAUCAGUUUACCUGCACAGCAGAUGAGGCUGAGGUGUUUGUUCUGUGGAUGCAGAGAUUGGGAGUGGUCUCUGUUAUUUAAAAAAAACUGCUCUUUGUACAAAGGAACUCCAUAUAUGGGCUUCCUGCAGGUGUAGAGAGUGUUUGCUGUUUAAACUUCAGUCUGUCUAUCACAAACACUCCCUGCUCUGUGAUCCAUUUAACCUGUUGGAGCUGUUUUCUGAAUAAAGGUUUGAGCUGGUCUGAUAAAGAGAGAUAAGAGUUCAUAGAAAACAUGCCGACAGUUUUCCUUUGUGACUCAGACUGCUCUACUUUCCACUCUGCUCUGGCAAACAUCCAUCCCUCUCAGAUUUACUUUAUCUCUGACACAUACAGUUAUUUUCCAGAAAAGACAUGACCAAUGAUUUACAGUGUAGGUAAUCAUUAUACACAAUAUUCAAAUAACAACUGAAUAAAAGUUUUAUACCAAGUCGAAAAAAGUCAGGAUGCUUUAAAAAAUGUGAAUUAAAAAAAAAACAGAAAAUAUUUAAAUCCUUUCUUUGACAAGUCAGGACUGCAGGCGGACCAGUUUCUCAGCAGGACUCUUCUACUACAGAGCCAUGCUGUAAGCAAAUGUGGCCUUUUUUUGUUUAAGUUCUGUUUUUAUAGUUCUUGUACUGUAUCUGUAACUGGUAAAGGUUUUUUUAUGCAGUUAUAGUACUGCUAUAAAGAAUGCUUCCCUCUGCACAUCAGAGCUGUGGAUGCAGCGUCCAUGAUAUCCAAAAGGAAUGCCAAAUUUUAACUCAUUGCACUACAGGACAGUUUUCUUCUUUCUUUCAGUCCAUUACUGGCUUUUGAGCAGUGUUGAUAACAUGCCUGGUGGUCUCUGUCCAUUUUGAAGUGGAGGUCCAUCAUUUCCUAAAAGGAACUCAGCUCAGACACAAAAUGGAAAAAAAAAAUCAAAAUGAAUAACAAUGGGGUAAUUUCCUCCCCAAAGAAGUUUCAGUCUCAGGGCUGCUGAUGUGGAUAAAUCAUAGAUAUGAACAUUUUUAGUAACAGAUGAUGACUCAUUGACUCUGUCUCUUCUGCAAUAAUGAGUAACCUCUGGCUGUUUGCCAAAGAUCUAAACAUAAGCUGAUUAUACAUGGUAUCCAAGAGUGCAAGGGAUAGUUAAAGAGUGAGUGUAUUACUCUAUCAGCUCAGCUCUGUGCAGUGAUUUCCACUCCAGAGUCCUGUUUGUUUUUAAUGCAGGGCUGUCUGAGGGCCUAAAGAUCAGGACCAUCCAGUCUUGGUUUUGGUCCUUGUCUCUUCAGUACAGAGAUUUCUCUAGAUUCUCUGAAUCUUUUACUGAUAUUAUGUAAUGUAGGUGAUGAAAUCCACUCAUUCUUUUACAUUUGACACUCAGGAACAUUAUUCUGAAACUGUUGAACUAUUAGCUCACACAGUCUCUCACAGAGUGGUGAACCUCUACCCAUCUUUCCUUCUGAGAGACUCAGCCUCUCUGAAUGUCCUUUUUAUACCAAGUCAGGGUACUAACCUGUUGGAGGAAAUUCUCCUUAUUAGUUAGAAAUGUUCCUCCAGCUGUUUUAAUUCACUGUGAAUCAUUUACUGUAUUUUAAUAAAUAUUUUAACAAACGAUUUACUUCUUUACAAAUCCUCACACAAACAGCCCUGUUCCUUAUGCACUGUGUCUUAUUCUACACAACGACCCUGCAGCACAUGCUUUGCACAGUUACAGAGAAAAUGCUUAGGUCAGCAGUUUAAAAAAAGAGACAACAGAUAACUGACUAACUGACAUGCAAAACAUGCAAAAUGCCCUAAAUGCAUCUACUCACACCUGAGGGGCAAGGUUUGAAGAAAUGUUUCCUUUAUUUUACUUUCUCUCACAACAGUCCAACUUUUACAGAAGAAGAAACCAGAGGAGGUCAGAGGGGUCACCAAUGAGCAUUUAAACUCACAGACCAUGACACAUCAGCCUCAUCAUUUCUUCUUCCUUGGCCUUAGUUCACCCCAAACUCUACCCAUCACCCUAAACUGCCCCCAUCCACUCCACCCCACCUCACCCUGCCCCCCGCCCCAGCCUCACCCUCUCUCUGCGCUCUCUCUUCCCACAGUCUUGUGUAUGUGACCUUUAGUCUGUCUAUUGUUCUGUAAGUGGGCCAAGAGGAACCAGUCAUCUGCUUAUUGAACCAGUGGUUAGCAGAAUGGGGCUGCGCUAAGUGUCAGUUAUGGACUCUGUGUGUGUGUGUGUGUGUGUGUGUGUGUGUGUGUGUGUGUGUGUGUGUGUGUGUGUGUGUGUGUGUGUGUGUGUGUGUGUGUAUGCAGGAUAUGAACCAUAUGCUGUUGGGUCUUAAUCCCCUGAGGAUAUCCUGUUGUUUAUUUAAGGAUUAUGGAUAAGAACCAUGUGCAUAUGGUCUGUUACAUAAUUCUGUGAGUACUGACAAUUACACUAAUCUCUUCUCUUAAAAAAAGGAGAUUUAACAGAUUGUAACUCACUGUGUCAUCACUUCUACAACCACUUUUACAUUUCAGAACAUCUGUUAAUGCUAGAUAAGUGUCUGUGAUCGCUGUAUUUGGGAUGAUUUAGGAGGGAAACUGAAGAUGUAAACCAGAACUGAGAGUCGCUAAAGGGCUGAUAUGCACCUGCCCUUAUAUUUCCAAUUUCAUAACAUCAUUUCACAUUAGAGAAAUGGACACCUGAUGCUGCUGAUAUUAAAGUGAUUGAAAUACAUACAUUAUUCUGAUCUAAAUAUAUCUCCAGUCUCAGCCAAAUGUAUGACUCCAAAAAGAUAAAUAAAGUGUUUGGAAAAAACAAUCUUGAUAAAUUACAAAUCAAUAAACCCAAUAUGUUAUGAUGAGGAGAACAGCAUAAUAAUGAAAUCAACUUUUGGGGUUUGGAAAGUGAAAUGUUGGACUGCAGGCAGACCAGUUUCUCAGCAGGACUCUUCUGCUACAGAGCCAUACCUAUGAGAUACACAUGACACAGACUUUGAUGAUCCCCAUGCCAUCAGGGAGUCUGGAUUUAACUGAGAGCUGAGAACAAGCUGAGUGGUUCCUCUACUCUUUAGACAGGAGGCUGCAGCAUCACAGGUUUCCUCUUCCCCUCAGUCCAAUAUGGGCUCAGGUCCAGAGAAGCCUCCCCUGUCACUGGAUCACUUUUAUAGAUGGUCAUAUGUGGCAACCAUGAUUUCCAAAACCUGUAGAUAUUGCAUUCAUGGAGCCUUCACAGAUGUAGAUACCAGUGGCGGCUGCUGGUCUUUCAAGGAGGGGAAGCUCAUUUUUCUGGCCUACAUCAUAAUUGUAUUUGUUUAUUAGUAUGUAACAGAACAGAGUCGCCAAACACAACGGCAGUCGUUUUUAACAAAGACAAAAGUCGCUGAGGAUCGGUAAAGUCUCCGGAGCAGUUAAGAACAACGGAAUGAUUAACUUGGAAAAUGCUCUGGUAGAUGUUUUAUUCUUCAAGAUCGCUGAUUCGCUUGUUUAGCUGUCAAUCAAAAAAGGAUUUCGCCUCUGACAGCUCAUCCAAUCAUGGAUGCAGAAGCUUGGAGUCCGGGAGAAAGUCGGGACCGCCCUCUCGCCAUAGAACUCCAGUGAAGCUGGGCUUCCGAUGGGCGGGACAAAGCCCAGCAUUUAUCCAAUGAGCGUCUAGUUUCGCUGCUGGAACAACCCACUUUCAGCUUCCACAUUGAAGUCAGCAGAAGCCCAGCGUCCGGCUGUUUAAAGCGCUGAGGCGCUGCGAGGAUGAAUGAGAACGAAGUUAUGCCGGUUACCUGUGAUUAUCAGCUUCUUAUCACAGUGUCUGAACAAAAGAUGAAGGCUUUCUAGCGCGUAUUUAGUUAAUGAAAUGUACACACAGCCGUACGUAUUUCACCACUUUUUCUUUUUUUUGGGGGGUGACAUUUUAAGGGAAGCCGAGCUUCCCUUGCAGUCUUAGAGCAAUCGCCACUGGUAGAUACCCAUGACAUAGACUCUGAUCCCCAUACUAUCGGGGAUGCUGGAUUGAAUAGAAUAUUCCUUUAUUGAUCCCCCAUGGGGGAAAUUUUUUUUGUCACAGCAGCAUCACAGACAAAGAUAGUGCAAAAUGCAGUUAUAAAAAUAAAGAUUGUUAUUUUAAGAACUUAAAUAAAUAUUAUAAUUAAGAAAAAAUUUAGGAGAAAGGGAGAAGAAAAUAAAACUAUAUACAAAAUACACAAUUUAAAUGCCAGAAAAAAAGUGGUGGUGUGAGUCCAGUUUCAUUACAGUUUGUUAUAAAGUCUUAUUGCAGAAGGGAGGAAUGACCUGCGAUAGCGCUCCAUCUUGCAAGGUGGGAGUCUAAGUCUGAGCCGGGUGGACCCUCCUCUCUCCAGAUUUGGAUCCAGCGAUCCACAAGACAGUCAUAUUCACGGGCUGAAUAUUUCUCACAAUAAACUGCUGAACAUUUUAAAAAGGUUUUUGAUUCCUAUACUGCAUGUGAGGAAACACUUAAAAAACAGAAACCAGUACAUUUCCACUUUUCUAUUGUUUUGGACUCUUUACAUAUAAGUUUUGAUUUUGUUGUACUGUCAGACCCAGUUAAAGCAGAUCGGAGAAGAAAUACUUGAAUGAACCAGUUAGACUCUAUCACAGUUUGGAUUUGUUUUAUUUGAGCAUGAAUUUCUUCACUUCAGAAUUUGCUACUCCCCUUUUUCUACUGGGACUCAAGUGGCUGUGUAUUUGUCCUCAUCAGCCACCGUACUGGACCAACCACACUGACUGACUGACUGACUGACUGACUGACUGACUGACUGACUGACUGACUGACUGACUGUGCACCACCUGCUCAGUAAAUCAGAAUCAGAGCCAGCUCCAUGGCUCAGGAAAGCGUGCACAAACUUGAUAUUUGACUCCAGAUUUGUACAUUCCUCUCAAUAAGCGAACAUGUCCGGGUCUGUAAAUCUAUGAGAGCCUGAUGUUACAGCUGAGCGUGCAGGCAGUUGUCUUUUUCAAACAUGGCUGAAGUUUUGAAGAUGAUCAAAUGUGGGUGUUGUUGGCUUUCACUUUGAUGUUUUUGAUAAAGAGUGUGAAGGACUCUCUCCCCUCCGUUACUGCGGUUCAGCGGUGGGUCUGGACAGGAGGGGGGAUGACCUCUGACCUUAUGUCUUUCUCUGUCUAAUCCUUGACAGCCAUGAAUCUAGAAGCUGAGAGAGAUACAUGGCUGGAAACCCCCUCUGCUUCUCUCUCUUUACUCCUCUCCUUCCUCUUUCUGCUCCCCCUCUCCCUCCUCCCAUGACCCUCUACUUCCAUUUUUUCCUCUCUCCUCCACCCUAACCUCCUUUAACCCUUAACUCUCAUCCUUCUCUAAUUCUCUCCUUUCCUUUCCUCUCUAACAGCCUGACUGCAGUGCUUUAAGGACAACAUGAGGGUUUUAUUACUACAUGAAUCUACUGAAACAGUGAUGCAGCAUCAAAACUGACCCAUCUAAAGUGUUAGCAGCUGUUUUAGGCACAAAGACGCCAGGACCAGGAUUAAAUGACUGUAAAGCAAAUAUAUAUAAUGAAAACAUCUGAGUAACCUGUUGAAUUUGUGUUAAAUUUAUAGGUUAAACUGUAAAUAAACAGAACACUAAGACUGCUUUAGGUUUUGGUUGUGGACACUGCAAAAACCUCAACUAUAGCAAAUGUUGUGUUUCAUUUUAAGAGAAUAACAAAUUCAACUGAUUUAACCCAGAAAAAAUCUUGCAAAGUAAGAAAGAUUUUCUUCAAAAAUAACUAGCUUAAACAUGCGGUAACACUUUAUUUGAUGCCUGUCUAUAUAAUGCAUUAUAAAUAUAUGUAAAAUGUGUUAUGAUCACAUUAUAGCGCAGUAUAAAUAUAGUUACAAACACUUAUAAAUGAUCAUAAUGCUUUAUGGCAAUAAUCAUAAUAAAUGAUAAAGCAUUUUAUCAUGACUUACAAGGUCAGGUAUUAUAAUGUGUUAUAACUGUUAAAACUCACUGACAAUGCACACAUAGAUAAUGCAAUGCAACUGUUGUUAACAGUUAUAACACAUUAUAAAACCUGACCUUGUAAGUCAUGAUAAAAUGCUUUAUAAUGUGUUAUGAUCAUUGUUAUAAAGCAUUAUGAUCAUUUAUGAGUGUUUAUAACUAUAUUUUUACAGUGCUACAACAUUAUUAUAACCCAUUAUAAAUAUAUUUAUAAUGGUUUACAGAGAUUGGCAUCGUAAAGUGUUACCAAACAUGCAAAAGGAUUUGAUUGUGCAAGACAGUUCAUCAGAUACUGGACCUAAUGGUUGUAAUUUUGUGAUAAAGAAUCUCUGUUCAUUUCAAAUUUGAUAAAGCAACAUGUUUCUAAAAUCUCCUUUGAGAACAGCCAAACAGGUAAAUAGGUGUUUAAGAGGAACAGCCAAACUGGUAAAAAGUUGCAAUAGAGGACCUGAGUCCAUUUAACGUGGACUGAGGGAAAGAGGAAAACUGUCCUGGAGUCUGAUAAAUCAAAAUCUGACACUCUUUUGUGAAAUCAUUGUCACUGAAAGAGCAGCAACCACCUGGAUUGCUAUCAGUUUAUUAAGCCAGUAUUCAUUAUGUGAUGUCGAUUCAGAGGUUAAAAAGGGAAAAAAACAAAAAAAAAACAAUGGUGUUUUAUAGAAUUUGAACACUUUUUAAAAUUAGGAUUGUCUUACUUAUAUUUAUUUCCUGACUUCUGCAAAGUAUUGGUGCUGAUUUUGUAGAUGGAGUUCAAUGGAGUCUGGAUUCUGGUUGAACAUUCAGACCUCAGGGGCAUAAAAUGGCAGUUUGACAUCACUGAACACAUGAAUUCUUCAUCGGUUAGUGAUCUUGUGCUGUGUUGAGUCUCAGCUUACUCUCUGUAGCAUACAACAAAACUUGCUCUCCAGUGAAGGCAGCAGUAGCCGAGUAAAUCCUGUGAUCUCUGAGGAAAGUGAGUGUUUUUAGUUUGAAUCAUGUACUCUUAUUUUGGGCUGGUCAUCCUGACAGGCUGCUGGACUCUUCUGGGAUCCAAACACUGUUCUUGCAUGUCUUUAUGGGGGGUAGAGACGAGUGUGGGGCACCCAUUGAGGAGGGUAUUGUCUUGAGGUUUUCCUCUUGUUAGCACCCUUGGCCUUUCAGUGUGCUGCGUCACACAUACACACAUACACACUCACACACACUCUCACACACACUCUGCCUCUUCUCCACCCCCUCCCUUCCCCUGUCUUUUCGGAUCACUUAACAGGACAAUUACUCUAUCCAUCUUUUCUUUAUGCUCCAUUGUGUCUGUACCCUGGGUUUAGAAAGCUUUUAUGGGGAAACCAUUUCUUUCUCUUCUUUCAAGCUUUUCUUCUCGGCUACAUUCACAUUGUACCGUUUCAAGCAGAGAUGAUAAUGAUUUAGGUUCAGGGUCAGAGGCAAACUCACCAAGAUUUAGUGCUGUCUUAAAGGUAUGUUUAAAUGAUAAGAAAUCACUUGUUUUCAGCAAAAGGAAAAACGGAAAUAUUCAUGAUAUCCAUGACACUGUGUUGGUUGCAGCAAAGGGCAUGCUAAUGGGUUGCAAAGAGCUGCUGAACUGGCUAAAACAAUGAUCCAGCAUUUGGGAAAAGACAGAGAUGAGGUUAACUUUCAUUUUGCAUCAAAUGCUUGAAGGAGACUGAGGCUGUAUCUAGAGUUAAAACAACAUAAAAUGAGCUACAUUAAUGCGAACUGUUAUGCAAUAACCUUUCAACAACUCAUAUUACUGUAGGCAGGAGGCUGGAUCUGAUUUUGAAUAUUUGAUGUUUAAAGCCUACAUUUCUGCAGAAGAAAACUAGGACCUCUCCCUCAUGUGUCAUCAUGAUGAUACUUUUAAGAUGUCCUCACAGGAAGAGUUUAUAAAAAUCUUCUGAAGUUCAUCUAAAAUCAGUCAAACAUGAAUGACUGAAUGACUAAACAAUCCUCCAGACAUUAGCAUCAUUAUGUGAGAAACAGAGUCAGCAGGCUGUUUGUCCAGCAGGUUUGGAGUAUUGAACUACUUUUUAAGGAGGUCCCAACAGGUUAGAAACAUGACUGGGUAUAAAAAAACACAUUCAGAGAGGCUGAAUCUCUCAGAAGGAAAGAUAGCAAGAGGUCCGUGAGCUAAUAGUUCAACACUCUCAGAAUAAUGUUCCUGAGUGUCAAAUGUGAAAGAAAGAGUGGAUUUCAUCAUCUACAGAACAUGAUAUCAUUCAAAGAUUCAUGGAAUCUGGAGAAAUCUUUGCACUAAAGGGACAAGGACCAAAACCAAGACUGGAUAGUCCUGAUCUUCAGGCAGGACUCUGGAGUGGAAAUCACUGCAUGGGACCAAAUCAUUUCUUAAAACCAUUGUCAGUGAACACAGUUCAUCACUGUAUCCAAAAAUGAGGCUAAAAUUGAACCAUGUCAAGAGGAAACCAAAUAGAAAGAAGAUCCAGAGACAAAACUUUCAUUCUUUUUGGAAAUCAUGGACCCUUCAUUCUCCUCUCUAAAGAGUACAGGGUCCACUCAGCUUGUUAUCAGCUCCCAGGUUAAGUCCAGCACCCCUGAUGAUAUGGGGAUCACCAGAGUCCAUAUCAUAGGUAUCUUCCACAUCUAUGAAGGCUCCAUUAAUGCUGAACUAUAUCCACAGGUUUAGGAGCAACAUCUGCUGUAAUCCAGACAAAGACUUUUUUAGAGAAGACCUUCAUAUUUCAGCAAGACAAUGACAAACCACAUUCUGCAUCUACUUCAUAUGUUGUCUUUGCUCCAUUUACAAUUAAGUAAGAGGUUAAGAUGCUUUACAAAAGUUUAUUUAUUAUUAUUAUUAUUUUUUUUUAAAGAUUUGGGGUUGUGCAACUACGCAUAAAAAAUCCACUAAGUUUUGUUAAGAUCAUUGUUUAUACACAUGAACAAUUGCUGAGCGCCCAGUCCAGGAUCUGAGAUUAGUCUGUUAGUUUUUAGUUUUUGUCUAAACUUGGUGUAAAACUGUUUGAGAAGUCUGAGGAUCAAGGUUCUGAACUCAUGUUUUUAUUUGAUGUGGAAGAGCGGUGGUUGCACUACAUCUGAUGAAUGAACUCUUGCAACAGCACCAUUAUCAGAACUGUUGCUGCUUUCAAUUGUCCUCUAACAGGUUGGAGUGAAUUCCUCAGUUUAAACCCCCCAGUGGAAACAGCUCAAACCCAUCCCCCCUCCCCAGUCAGGAGCAGCGACGAGGGCUGUUGUCUGAGGGAUGGAGGGCGGCGUCUCUGAGAAGAAGGCCUGCUCGUUCUCUGUCCUGGUGUCCGGACUUGAUAGCCGUGAUACAAGGCCUUUCAUGGUCUUAAAAGACUCUGACACACCACUGAGCCGAUGAGCGUCUCUCAACAAACACACAAACACACACAUCAACUUCAAUACAUAAAGGGUAUGUGGGGCUCUGCACUUCAAACCAUUAGCAGGGAAUUCUAAUCAAGUGUUAACUUUUCAAACCAUGCUAGGGCUUAAUAUUAGAUCACUUUUAUAAUCACCUUGUAGUAUUUAGGAAACUUGAGGCACACUGUCAGAGAUUUUCUGAGUUAGUCAAGCUGCGAACUUGGGAUAUAAAAAUUCGGCUCGUGCAGAAGACCCAAAAACUGCAUUUUCCCCAAUGUCCACUAGACUUAGACUUUAACUUUAUUGUCCCCAUGGGGAAAUUCUUUUCACAGCCCUGUCCCCACUUCACAAGUCCACCACAGUGGACAGGACACACAGUGAAACAUAUGGGACCAUCUUAACAACAGCAUUAAAUAUUUAAACAUUUAAUUGGGCCAAUACUAGCAAGGCCUUCUGUUAAGUGCAGCUAUGGAAGUAGGUACCAGGCUCUCCCCAAAUGUAUCUUCACACUGAGUGGAUUGUGGUAAAGUGUGUGUUUAAUGGAUGUGUAAUGUUCUGUUCCUUUGCGUUUGCAAUGUGUGCAAUGGCCCUGUUGUUGAGAUCUGUUAGAUUUGGUGUGGGGAGGCUGAUUAGUCUGGAAGCUGUGGUGGUUACGGGUG
Molecule: messenger RNA, 83082 nt
Organism: Xyrichtys novacula (pearly razorfish)
Lineage: Eukaryota; Metazoa; Chordata; Actinopteri; Labriformes; Labridae
Source: the annotation of a GenBank genome assembly